AGAGAGAAAGAGAGAGGAGGAGGAGGAGGAGGAGGAGGAGGAGGAAGAGGAGGAGGAGGGGGAGAGAGAGAGAUGAGAGAAAGAAAGUGUAGAGGAAGAAAAAGGGAGAGAAGCCAGAGAGAGGGGAGGAGAAAUGGAGCGAGGGAGGGCAGAGAGAAAGAGAGGAGCAUAGAGCGAGGGAGGGAGGGAAGCAGCCAGGAGUCUCUCUCUCUCUCUCCUUCCUCUCUCUCUCUCUCUCUCAUGCACACACACGCACACACACUCCCAUACACAUUCGCACCAGCUGUGCUGUUGUCAGUCUUGGAAUGUAAGCACUGCCGUGAGGAGUCAGAUUCUCCGCCGCUAAGCACUGCUAAGGAGUAGGAACAGAGCCGCCUCUGCUGCCGCCGCCGCCGCCGCGCACUCCCUCACUGACACAGAUGGAUGCUAAGCUGUGAAAACCAAAGGUAAGGGCUUUUUCUGAUUAACGUUUGAGGACGUAUUUGUAUUUCUUUUUUUUUUUUUUCCUCUUCAGACUCCAGGGGGAUGAUUUUUGCUCCUCUCUCUGUGACAGAGGCAGACGGAUGCAGCAGCGUGGAGAUGAUCUUAGAGGGGGAAAAAAAAAGUGUUGCAACUUCAAAGAGAUUGAUAAAUCCACUCAAGUGGGGAGUAAUUAGAUUUGAUAACCAAUACUGACAUUUGAAGUUGUCCUCCUCUUUUAUUUAUCGAUUUAUUUGUUGUAGAAGAAGAAGCUGGAAAAGAUGAUUCAGAAUAUUUAUGAGACUUUUAGAUUUUUCAUCUUUAAUAAUCUGAAAUUGAACGUCAAAUCCCGCGUCCUCUAACCUCCUCAUCUUCAUCAUGUGCCACCUGACACUCUGCACAGAUGUAACUUUAAUAAGCAUCAGAGUGAAGGCGUCACACUGUGCUUUUAUAAAAGCCUCACAUUAACUUUCUCCCUCCUUUCAAACUCCUCUGAUCCCCGGAGUCGACAUUUUUCACAUACAGCUGAAACGCAUGUGUGUCUAUUUCUGAAUAAAUUGCCUCCAGAGUCGGAGCACCUGUGUCAGAGCGUCUACAUGUGUGUGCAGAGGCAGUGUACCAUUCAUAUCUACAAAAAGAAGAAGAAGAAGAAAAAGCAUGGAGGUGUUUAUCGCCGUGUUCAAGCAGCGCGGCGAGUGAUGCCGAGUCUGUACAUGUGCAUAUCCUCCACAGCACAAACUUAAUCCACCCUCACUCUUUCUCUUCUUCUUCCUCCUCUCUUCUCCUCUCUCUCUCUCUCUUUCUUCCUCUGUAACCGCCUCAGUCCUCCUCAGUGUACCGCCUGCCUGCCUUCCUGCCUGCUUCCCUCACACUCUGACAGCUUUACAACCACUGGAGUGAUAUUGUAGGCUAUGCUAGUGUGCUCCAGGUCACCCAUGUAAAGCCAUUAUUGUUUAGCGCAAAUUAGCCACUAACAGGCGCCCUGAAUUAUAGUCAGAUAUGGAGUGACCUUUCGGCGUUUGGAAUGAGAAGCAGGAGGGAAAGGCUUCUCCCACACAGGCUCAGAGGCUCUCACGAGCUUUCACACAGCUGCUUUUAGAGGAUUAAGCAAGAAUAUUUAUUUGCUGGAGCAUGUCAGGGAGGGAAAACAAGACAGGGAGGAGAAAUCUGCACAAAAUGGAAUAAUACAGAAGCAGAUUUGAGGUGUCGGUGUUUUCUUUUGUGAGUGUUCUUGUGGUUUUAAGUUCUCGAGCAAACUACUCAGCUUUUUAUCAACUUCUCUGAAAUGAUAAAACACAAGAUGUGGAUUUAUUUCGAUUAACAGAGUGGACUUUGUGUCAAUACGCCCUUUUCGAGAAAAUAGCGUGCCCCCUCCUCCUUGUUUCAAGUAGAUUUUCAACAAGGAAGUGUGCACUGUAUCAGAAAAAAUUGCUUAGAGGAUUUCAAAACAUGAGUAAAGCUUGCUGAGGUUUGCCAAAGACUGCAGCCGCUCCAAGACAGACGGCGUAUAUGAGGAAGGACUAGGGCUCCACCAAGUGGAGGUUUGUGCACAGGUGCUGCUGCUGCUGCUGCAUCUUGGUGCAUCAACGCCCCUCAUGCUUAGAUUUACACCCUCUCCGUCUCUGCCGCUCUGUCAGUGCCGGCGAGCAAUCAGCCGAGCUCCUCAAACUGCCAAUCACAGCACACUGGUUUUCACUCAGCUCUCACGGGUAGUUAGUGUUUGUGGCUGUAAAAGGACGGCGUUUACCGACUCUUAAAUCACCUCCUAUGACAAACGGCGCAGGUAGAGCUGAUCACAGAGACUAAUCACGACAGCGCUCUGUGACCUUGCACCCUCUGCCGUCCUCUCUCUCCAUCUUUACUCCUUCUUUUUCCUAAAUGAAUCCGGGUUUUAUUUGUGCUUCUCUAAACACAGACACUUGUUGAACUCCUCAGCAGCAAAGCUAGGAGCUCUGAUUUAAAUGCUGCUCAGACGCCAGCAGUUGAAAAUUUGCACUGUAUUUAUGCAGUAAGUGGGAGGGUUUGGAUGCUCGGUGGCUAAUUAUACCAUCUAUAUGGAUGGAGUUGUGCGUUUGUGUUGGAGCGAGGAUGUGUGUGUGAUCGUCUUGGUUCAAGAGGUCCGCGCAUUUAUGAUCAGGAUGGAUUUAGAUCUGAAAUACCAAGUUGAUCCCAGGGGACCCAAGGUCAUGUUGUUGCAUCCGAGGCUGCGCAGUAAAGUGCAAAUUUAUCGAUGUUACGAUCUAAACACACAGAAAUAAAAAAAAGUCUGAAUUUAAUGCAGUAGAUGAGUAAAUUAUUUAAUGUUUGCAAUCAGCUUUUUCCCACUCAGCAUGCUCGUUACACUGACGAUGGAGGCCUGAGUCUUAUAGUCGUGGUGCUUUUUUAACGUUUUGAUGCACUCAAGUGAGGCUAUAAGCAGCUGUCAUCAAAACCUCCGAUUAAUUGGAGAUAAUUUAGUGAUGUAAUGUUUAAAACAUCAACAACAGCAGAAAUGAGGAGUUACUUUAGCUUGGGAUAUCAUGUCAGAUUUGUAAGUAAAGACCUAAAUCAAGUAAGUUUGAGUGAAAAUGAGCGAGAAGUUUGACUCUGUUACAGAAAUAUAGAUUCAAAGUCAAGAAGUCACCAUAAAAAUCAUAAUAUUUCACAUCUCUUGUCAUUUUGUCAAUAAAUAUUUCAGCAAGAAAACCUCAUGCAAGGUCUGUUAUAUUUCUUUCAUAUUAGGUUCCUUUAGCUGCAUGUCGUCCUGCAAAGAUAUGUGAACAAAAAUGAAACUAUCCUGAGUUGAAGAAUGAGAUUUGUCCUCCAAAAUAACCUAAAACUCAAUAAUUAUAAUGAGAAGUAAGAACAUGCAAAAGUAUGCAUGCAGCACUGACUGAGUCAUCACUACAGGCUACACACAGUCUGAGCAUGUGCACUGAAUAAUAAUCAAUUAUGACUUUUAUCAAAAGAAAGUAUUUCCCUCAAUCAUUCACCGCUUCAUAUUCUAAGGUCACCCUCCUGGUGUCACGUCCAGGUUUAUAAAGUGGACCAGCGCUGAUUUGAGUCGAUUAGACGGAUUUAGGAUUUUAGUGUAAAUCAGGAGAUGUGAUAGGUUACUAAGUCUGGACUCAGGGGACACAAAGGAAAAGGAAAUCUUAGGCAUCAAUUUGAAACUCUGGAGUCCUUUUAAGAGCUGAUUCGUAAAAACAUUUUUAUAAUUGUCCUAUCCUCAUUUUUAAAGCAGUGGAGUGAAGCAACAUUUACUACCUUCAAAUAAAACAAAGUCUUUAUUCUGAACCAACCAUCAUCUUUUUUUUGAUCGAGUGAGUUCCCACAUGAAAUAAAACAAAUUUAGUGAGAGUGAAACUUUCAUUAAAGCAAAUAUUCUCUAAAAGGUAGAAACAGAAACUAUCAAUUUAUAAACCUUCAGCUCAAAUAUCUGUGAAACCAUACUGUGUGGUUUUUUAUUGAUAUAUUGGUACUAAAUUAGUUUAAAAUGAUAUUUAAAUAUCAGAUUUAACGUAUUUCAGUCUAUACUUUGAUUUUGUUAACAUGAGCCAAACUCUGUUUUUGCAUUUACCAUCUUUGCAGAGCGCUGCAUGUCCUCUCACAGGAGAACUUCCAGCUCUGAACCACACCGAGGCCUGGGCGAUUUGGCCAAAAAGAUGAUCACGAUAUACUUUGUCUUAUUGUCUGAUCUCGAUUAAUAUCCCGAUAUUUUUUAAAACUGCCAGUUUUAAAGCAUCUGUACUUAAAACUAAAAAAUAAAUAGAUAAAUACUAAAUAAGACGUUAAAUAACUUUUCUUCUCAACAAUAACAUCUUCAGAGGAUGACUCAAAGUCAUGGCUGACAUCUAUUUCACUGCCCUCAGCUCCACGUUCGGUUUCUCUGUUUACUCGUCCAGCAACUUUCAGAAGUGAGCAGGAAAAGCUCGACUCUGAUUGGCUGUUGUGAGGCAAAUUUUCGCCAAGUUUGAUCGAGUAAAUAAGCUAACAGCUGAUCACCGUGAUCGAACUGAAAUUUAUCACGAUUAUAAAAUCACCCAGUCCUAACCACACCUCAUCUUUUUUAAUCGAGUGAAACCCCACAUGAAAUAAAACAAAUUUAGUGAGUGAAACUUUCAUUAAAGCAAAUAUUCUCUUAAAGGUAGAAGGUAAUCGAGCUCGAAACAGAAACUAUCAAUUAAUAAAGCCUCAGCUCAAACAUCUAUGAAAAUAUACAGCUUGGUCUUUGAAAUAUUGAAACUAAAUUAGUUUUAGAUUUAACGUAUUUCAGUCUGAGGUUUAAUUUUGUUAACAUGAGCCAAACUCUGUCUUUGAAUUUACCAUCUUUGCAGAGCGCUGUAUGUCCUCUCACAGGUAAACUUUGAUUUCUUUCAAUGUUUUGGGUGAACAAAUCCAAGUUUGGGUGGGCUAAACCCUCCCUUAAAUCCUUCAAAGCAUGAGAAAAAAACGCUGAUGUUACUAGAAACUGAGCUAAGACGUGUCUGAAAGUCUUUUCCACGUCACCCACGAGACCGCUGAAUCCUCCUUUACAAAGACCUCUCUCGAUAUAAUGAGUAGGGAGUGAUAAAUAAGUGAAAGAUGUUGGAUUCAGAGAAAGAAGUCUGAAAAACCUCUUGUAGUAAAUGUAAAAAAGUGUCAUAUCCAGGGGGUUUGUGGGUAAAAGUGUGGCGCGACAAUAAAACCCGGCUAACAGAGGGUUAUGUUUACAAUAAUCUGUGCCAAAGGUUGCAGCAACAUCGAGAGCAGAUGGUCAAUUUAGGUGUUUAUAGUCUCUCUUGUAUAGAGCAUCAUCGAUUUAUUAUGCAUGCAGGACCUCUGGAAAAGGUUUACCAUGCAGCCAGACUCACAUUGCUGCACAUUGCACCUAUAAUUAUUGUCCUCCUAAAGUCAGGGAAGCCAUAAAAGUGCUUAGUUGCAGCGCUCAAUUUAAUGUUCGUGGGGAAAGCCUGCAUGCUCGGUUUUUUCGGGGCUGCGUGAGCAUACAAAUUCCCACAGACGAAUGUGCAAGGCUGUGCUUUUUUCGAGGAAGCAUAUCCUGAUGAACAGCUAGUUUAUAUCUGAUCAAAGAUAUUCUUAUUCAGCAAAACAAGAAUGUAUAAUUUUGCGGAUUACAAAAGUGGGGCACGGCGGGGCUUCUUGCCAGAGUGUGUCUUCGCCAAGAUUAAGUGUAACAGCGGCGGGAAACACUUUAGAAGCAUAUUUAACAAUCCCAUCCCCUCACAUCUUCGCUUUAACACCAAGCCAUAUAAGCUGUCCGCAACUUAAUCUAAUCAUAAACAACUUUUUCUUCAUAAAGCCGACUAUUUAAUGGGCUAAAUAAGUUGAGAUAAUUCAGCCUGAGUCUAUAGGAUCUGGCAGGGGCUCAUCUCCUCGCUCAUCCCUAAUGGAGUGUUUGGAAGAAUUUCCAAAAAGACACACACUGGCCCUAAUGCUUAAUAGGCACGCCACAUCAAAGAUUAAUAUCCAGAAUGCUAUUAAAACUCAAGGACAGGCGGGAAUGAUAAUUAGAAAAUGCAAUCACAAGCAUCAGGCUAGAUUAAUUGCAAGGCGGCAUUUCCUGAUUUCUGGGAUGCACGUGUCACGCUCACGCCACAUUACGAGCACGCUCAGGGAGAUAGCAUUAAAAAUGCAGCGGUGAUGAUGGCUCAGGACUUUGCGUUCGUCCUGGCAUCAGAUUAAGAAGCAGCGUCGAACUUCUCUCCUUUCUUUUUUUUGGACAUGUUUGCAGACUUCUUAAAAGGUCAGCUCCGGUGCACCGAACAACCGUGACCGAGAUCUACCCACAAUCCUUUGUGUUUUUCCGUGUUAAGCCCCAACUUGAACAAACUAAGGCGAGAACUAUUGUGGACUUGGGUGGUAUUUGAACAUUAUUGCUGAUUUAAUUAGCUAAAUCUGUCUGAGUGACUAAGAGUGAUUUACGUCGGGAUCUCAUUAGCUCACUUAUUUGAUUUUCUAUUCAAAGGAUUACAUUCAUUUAUAUUCAUCAAUGGAAGCAUAAUACUAAUUUGCUCACAGUGAAUGCCUGCGCUGACAUUAAAGUCCUUAUUUAAGACCGUGCCGAACAAAAGCAGGAGGGAUGGUGGAAGUAGCAUGUGCCUAUAACACCGUCUCCCCUCGGGGAUUCUGUGAAAGCUUGUCAGGAUAACUCUGCUAUGGGAAACCACUAAAUGGGCUCUAUUAGAAAGAGAGGCAAGAUUUAUUAGGAUUAACAUCCAAAAGAGCAUAAAUUAUGCAUGCACACCCAAAUUACCUAUCAGGAUGAGUCCUAAUAGGGACAGAGCCUCGGAGGAGUAUUGAAAGGAGACAACCAAUAAUGUGAGACGCCUUUUAAUACGAGUAAAUCUGACAGAAACAGAGGGAUCGUUUGAUGAUUUUAUACAGGAGGUGUUCUAGGUUCUGGACCACCCAGAUGUUGAGUUUAAAGGAACCAAAAAGGCAAAUGAAUGAGGUCGGAUCACAACAGGUGGAUAACAUGAUUGUGAGAGACCGUGUGAGCUAACAGUUCAUCAUCAGUGAAUAAGAUCACUGUAAAAAAAGAAGGGACAAGGCCAAAAACUAAAACUGGAUGGCUGUAAUCUGUGGGCCCAUACUAGGGUGACCAUAUGUCCUCUUUUACCCGUACAUGUCCUCUUUUUUGGGAGCUUGUCCAGCUUUGUUCGGGGAAGUUUAUAAAUCCCUCAAAUGUCCACGGUUUUGUAUUGAAGUUUCUAGGCACUUUUCGAGUUUCGUCACUUGGACUUCCUGAGUUAGAAGCCCAAAAAUCCACUCGAUCCGACCCAAAAAACUCUCAAAAUUACCUUCAUGCGACUGUAACUUUUUCCCCCGUGUAGUCGUGCCCCUCACUCAUGGAAUUUCCUCCAACGAUCUCUAAAGAUGACAGCCUUUCCCUCUCUUACAGAGUUUAAGACUUCAAUUACUGACCGUUGCUCCUCUGUUUAUAACUGUUCUUAUUAAUUCCUUUGCUGUUGUGAUUGAUUGAUUGUUUUAUUGAUUGUUUGAUUCUGUAAUCAUAUGAGGUCUGUGAUCUCUGCGACAUUGAAAAUGAGGGAAACCUUGAUGUCCUUUCGAGAAUAAAUAAAGGUUUGAAUCGAAUGGUCACCCUAGCCCACACUAAACGACAUGACUCUGUAGUGGAGGUCACUGCAUGGGCUCAAAAUCUCACCUAAACACCCUGUAUCCUCGAGGGAUGGGCGAUAAUCUUUCGUUCACGAUAUAUCGUCAGAAGAAUCCUCCAUGACAAAUAUUUGCUAUCUCCUGAUAAAUACAAUAAAUGAGAGUUGAUGAUGUAAAGCGCGAGCGACGGACGCCGGCCGAAGCCCACACAGAUCAGAAUAACAAACAAACAUGGCCGAAGGUGAUGAAGAAGACGUUUCUGAGCAUCUCAUUCCUGAAUGAAUCUCCACAUGAGGGAUUUCUCCACAUGAGUGCAAUCAGGUCUGCCUGACAUCAGACUGUGGAUCUGCUGCUGUUCACUCUGUGAAAUCAGAGUUUUCAACUAAUGCUGGAAAUGUUUGAGACUUGUUUGAUGUCAUUAGUUUUCUCCAUAAACUACCACUUAAACUUGCGGUUAAAAAUCUGAUUUGAAGACUCCAACUGGUCCUCUCAAGACAGAAUGAAUCAAAAAUAUUGAUUGGAAUUUUAAUAUUUUUUAUUGGGACAUUUAUCGUUGUGAGCAAAAUGGCAAAUCUUAUUGUGAUAUUUUUUAGCCCGUAUCGCCCAUCACUAGUAUCCUCAAACACCACUGACAUAUCUGAGCGUGAGCACAUUGAGGAUGGACUUGGUCAAAGUCGCCUUUCGAUGACGUCUACCGCCUCCUUUAGGUCGCCAAAGGAAAUAUAAAAAUAAAAGCAAAACUAUCUAUUGAUAAUCAGAGCUUACAUUUUAUUUUAUUUUUCCUUUAAAAAGUUAACAACUACAAUUAAAUCCAUCUAAAAAUUACAGUACAGUGCGUUGUAAUUCUCUGUAUUAUAUGGAGAGAAAGUUUCGAGGUCGAUUGAAUGAACAAACGGAAAUAAAGAAAACUGCAGGGGGCUUUUAACCGAAGACAUUUGACGUAUUAAAUGGAGCACAAUGUAGUUUCUCAGAGUGGACUUGCUGUGGUGUGACGUCUUUAACAGGCGCUGGGCCCUGAGCUGAUCUGGCAGCCCGACACAUCUGGUUUGUUCUUGGCUCACAGCUCAAACGCCAGAAUCCCUGAUGGUCAGAAUUUGUCCCCAUGACAUUCAUAGAUUCAUUAAUGCUGAAUAACAUGGACAAAGAAUGACUUUUCAAUGGAAGACUUUGAUUUACACACCAAGAAGACACCAGACUAUGUUUUAGACAAACUACAACAUCAUGGCUCAGAAGUAGAGGGGUCUACAUGUCAAACAAGUCUAUCUGAAACCGUUAACAUUUGGCGCAAAAAUCUGAAAUAGGCAUGUAUUUCCAGUUUUAGUAUUUCCGACAAAUUUGCACCCAUCAAACUCUGUUUUUAUCAAUAUUUUCCACAGCUACGUCACUAUUUUGGAAUCGUGGUUGUACCCCUAAAAUCUUUGGGGAUUCAACAUCUUUGAGGACGUGAAAAAGACACAUUUAUCUUUGGGAAGACAUGCGGCGGCGCGUCUUUGCUGGUACGAAAUCGAAUGAGCUUGAAGCGGGAUGUAAAAAUAUAAACCUCCUUUCAGCGUGGCGCUUUACAGCGGCGCCUUUUUUGCUCCUGUCAGAAGCGCUCAGCUCCUGGAGGUGCCUGUAUUAUGCUGUUCAAACACACUCACCGGCUGUGAAGAACUGUUUGCAGAUCAGUAAUGCAACUUAUAAUUAGUGCAGCUUGCUCCUUUACAACUCAAAUACAGAAGGAGACGGGGACAUGACAGGGAGUUGUAGCUGCAGUUAUUAAACUUCAUUUGGGUUUGACAUUCAUUUAGCUGCUGAUGCACUGCAGUGACUGUCUGCAGUCUGUUUCACUGGGGUGGUGGACUUUUUUAUUCCUCUUAGUCAUUAAUCACUUCCAUUAGUUCUGCAUGCUUUCUUCUUAAAAAGAGAUCAUUACAGUCUUCUGACAAAACAUACGGCUGCUUUUCUAAGUGUGAGUUUAAUCGUGUUUCUCUCUCUUCAUGGAGAAAUUUGUACUUAUUAUUAUAGGGGAACUAUUAUCUGAUUUUAUGACGAUAAUCUGAUGGUUUUAAUAUGAGCUUUUGGGGCGAUGGGGAAAAGAUGAAGUUACAGGUCUGAAGGUCAGGUCUGUGUUGUUGCCAUGGCUGCAUUCGUUGUGCUUCCUCCUUCAGUCAGCUUCAUCUCGAAGGGGUAAAAACAGCAAAAACUCCAAUUUCAGUCUCAUUUCUGAUUCACUUUACCUCACAUCCACCUGGCCGAGUCCACAUUAGUGUUUAAUUUUAAGAUAUUUCAGCAAAAAAAAUGACCAGAGCUGCUUGUCAUGAGUUAAAAAAGUCGAUAUGCAAAUGGAAUUAGGAGAAAAACACUUGACAGGUACCACAUUUAAGCAAAUCCUUUGUGGAGAAAAUCCAUUUGCAGAUUCGUACUCAUUAUUUCAGGUCUUAUUUUGGGUUUACAGUAUUUGGAAAUGAGCUAUGACACUGAAAUUAAGCCUAAAAUGAAUAGUUUGACUAUCCUCAGGGUUCCCCUCCAUACAUCAGGAUAUCUGAUUAUAACUUAUGAACAUGUGUGAGAUUUCAAAUCAGGGGAUCAGGGGUAGAAAAAUCAUUCUAAACUGACCUCAAACCUCAGGAAAAUCCACAAGGAUUAUCAAUACAACUAUAAAAAACGAUGACUUUGUUGACUUUUGUCAGGAGGGAUCCAAAAUCCUCCGGUUAGUUCGUAUGGUGAACUUCGCUUUGGUCUGACUCUUGCAUGCUGAGCAGCCAGCUGACCCCGGGUUAAUGGUAGUUAGAGUUUUGGUGCAAAUACUGGAACAUCUUCUGCUCCAAUUUACACACAUUUUAUGAGUGAUUUGUCCAGAUUUCGGUUCAGACUGGUUGAAUAUUUCUAUAUUUUUGCAUAGUUCUUCUUUUGUCUGUAUUGUUGUGCACGCUGAUGCACCAUAAAACUCAUCCCUCAUAUGUGGAAAUCUACAUGGAAAUACGCCUGACGCUGACAGGUGCUGCAUUCGCUCACCUCAGUGAACACGAGUCUCUUUUUCUGCUGACUAACCGAUCUUGACAACCCAUGAAUAGCAUGCGUCGCACAACGUCUGCAGUGUGCAUCCUCUUCCUCUAUAGCUUACACACACACACACACACACAAGAGGCUUACUUUACACAUCAAACACACAUGCGCGCGACGCCACAUGCAUAUGUUAGCAGAAGUCCUGCAACCUUCAAGACUGAGCAGGUAACACAACAGAUAAGUCUUCUUUUCUGCAGACUUUAGAUCGUAUAACAGAGGAGUCCCUGAAAACAGGAGUUUGAGGAUGUUUUUUUUUUCUGCAGUGAAGUGUUUCCUUGUGUGUCUGAGGGUUUUUCUAUCCUACAAGGACUUAAAGUUUAAUGUAAAAGACAUCUAAGUAUUCCGGCUGUGCCUCCUGACUCCGGUUUCCUCUUUUCACAGGGAUCUUAAGGACAUCAAAAGAGAGGAAUACAAUGUCUGUUCUGAUGACACAUGCUAGCAGAAACCUAUUACCAUAAUUCGCAAGUCACCCAGGACGUUUCCCAGCUGAUUGGAUACCAUGAUAACCAAUCAGGUUCUGCUCCUCCUCAUGCUCUCCAUCCUGUGGCCCAGCGCUGCCCUGCCUUUCACGCCUGGGAAUAUUGGGAAUCUGUUUGGGAUGCAGGAGAGUGAUGGGAGAGUUCUGCAGCGCUCCAAACGUGGAUGGAUGUGGAAUCAAUUCUUUCUGCUGGAGGAGUACACAGGAAACGACCAUCAAUAUGUCGGCAAGGUAACGUGUCCAAACACAUUGUCUGCAGACUAAUUGUAGAAGGUUGAGCUUGUUGGAGGAGUGUUUGAUGUAAUUGGGCGAAGAUGAAUGGGGCUGCCAGGACGCUGGCUGUUACAGGCACAGUUAACUGGAGCUAUCAGAUACACCGCACACUCACACUCACACUCACUGCAAUCUUUGCCUCUGGCCUUACACGCUUCUCGACUAGGAUGCUUUUUAAUCACACUGUAUUUACUGCGAGAGCUCUAAUAUCACCGACUCGACUAGGCGGAUGCCAUCGACGGAGUAAGAUGAAUUUCUUGUGAACCGAAAUAGCAGAAAAAGUGCUUCUUAACCAGUCAGUGGAGUCACUUUUGUCAGACAGGCAUAAUAAUAAUCAUAAAAGCUCGAAUCAGUCAAUAAAACAGAGAGAGCAUGAGUCAUCAGACAUUCAAAAACAAGGCAGGGACAGAAAUACACUUCUACUUUGUUUCAAUUUGGGUUUCAAGCAACGUAAAGACAGGAGCGCCUCCAAGACUCAGACUGAAGUAAGUGGAUGAGCUCUUUGGACAUCAUAAAAGUUCCCAGAACAACUUAAGGGACACUGUCUAUAAAAACUGAGAGGCCUUUUCGGUCAGCACGUUCACGUCACUCCAUAAAACAUGAAAUAGUUUUGGCAUCAAGCCUCUCUGACGGGGAGUCAAAGAAAAAGAUGGUACCAGAACUGAAUGUUACUUACUCUGGGCUGGAUUUGAUAACCAGGACAGCUAAGCGAAUUGAACUUAAAGGGAUAUUCCAGUGUAAAAUUAAUUUAUGGUCAAACACACUGUAACAUCAAGUUAGACGCCCCCUCCAGAGAUGAAUGUUGCAGACCGCUUGCUUCUCUAGUUAUACCAACUUUAGUAACGACCACAGAUAGCAAUACAGAGAGCCACACGCUCAACCAAAACACCACUCUAUAGCCACAUUACAGACUACUCUCUUCCAGCAGCUGCUUGUUUGUAGGGAGACCUCAAACCAGUCCAUUACAGACAACUGUGGGGUGCCGCAGCUCAAGGAAGAACAUUUAUGAUCAUUUCUUCAUGGAAAUACAAUCAGACCGAGACGCUAAAAAAAAGAACUGCCGUGUCUGCAGAGCAAAAUGAUUAAUAUGGUGAUUUUUACUUCAAGGAAACGAUAAAGAAAUGAUCAUAAAUGUUCUUCCUUGAGCUGCGGCACCCCACAGUUGUCUGUAUUGGACUGGUUUGAGGUCUCCCUACAAACAAACGGCUGCUGGAAGAGAGUAUGAAGAGUUGUGUUUAGUCUCUUUGCUAAAGAAAUGAGUCAAAGUUAAAAAGAUGUUUGGUGUCUAGUACUAUGUCUGUGACCCUAUAUGUCCUGUUGAUGAAGUUAGGUGCUGUUCUGAGCAUUAUUUGUGGCUAUAGAGCGGCUGUGUAUUUGGCAACAUUCAUCUCUCGACGGGGUGUCUAACUCGGUGUUGCGGUGUGUUUGACCAUAAAUAAAUUUAUGCCGGAAUAUCCCUUUAGGACAAAACAAACCAACAUUUCUCCCACCUUUGACUCAUGUAUCAUGCAGAGUUACAUCAUGCAUACUUUGACUCACUGCAUCCACAGUGAUCAGCAUACAUCCUCUGACCCUUGGAGGAAAGCUGCUGUGGCUCUCAGGUGGGCUGUUGAGGACCACACCAGAGCUGUAAGCUGAUAAGAAGCUUUAUCUUCUGGCCUUCCUCUCUCUUGUUGACCUUUGGCGUGGAAAGUCAGGUGUUUUUCAAACGAUGCCUCUGGUGCUCUUACUCUUAACGAGGCACGCCGGUUGAGCAUUUGGAGUUGGUAGUAAAACAGUCCAGUCUUAGUUAAGCAGUCGGCUUUUACUGUCUAUUUUUAACGUCAUUGUUUAAAGUUUCUUUUGGGGGUUUUCACUGUCUUUAUUUAGAGAGGACAGAAGACUGAACAGAUCAGACCUAAUCCUAUGCCCACUGGAGGCAUCACCUGAGCACAUAAGACAUUCUGUUUAUGAAAACCGCCUGAAGGCAGGAGCUCGGCUUAGUCCAUAUGUCCUUAAGUCUAAAAAACACCUCUGGACAGACGCUCAGAUAACUGGGCCCUCAGCUGCGUCUUUAUCUGUGAGGAUUUUAAGUUAGUUACAACAAAACAUCUUAUAAAACAUGUAUAACCAAUGACAAAUCAAAGUUUAUACAUGGUUAUAGAUUGUAAAAGUGAAAGAAAUGACAAAAAUGCAAAAUCAAGUAGCUGGUUGUGUCUCCGUCACUGGAAGAGUUUGUCCUUUCGCAGGGAAAAUAUGACAGAUCUGACACGCUCAAAGGCCAACCAAACAAUUAGUUAGUUUAGUGCUCCUCGUGGUCUUUGAAGAAGCUAAAUUAAGAGCUUUUAAUAACAUCUUUUUCUUCUUUGCCAAAUGGAAAAUCCUAACAGCAAACUACAAUUUUUACCUGCUGUGAAUUUUUGUCUUUUAACCCAAAUUCAACGUAAUAAACGAUCAUUAAAAGCUCAACAAAGGUGUGCUUUCUCAUGCUUAUCUCAGCCCUCUGUUUCUCAUUAUGCAGUUGGAGAGUUUUGGGGUGCUUUCUCUAAACUUCUCAGUUCUCACAUGAAUCACUCAGUCACUCAUAUUUAACUGCAUUUUUGAAUUGACAGUGGAAAUGUUCUGCGCCCAAAAUAGCAAGCGCAAGAAUAUAAGAAUGCAAAUUUUGGGUGUUCUUCAAAAAAUGGGUCAGCGAUGAUGAAAACGCCCAAGACAAACAAAAAAGUAAGAGAGAUACACUCUGACACUCUCCGUAAUUUGGAUGAAAAACAUCUUCAGAGAGGCUCCUCUUUUCACCGAAUAGAGGUUUACAAAGGCUGUGAUUCAGUGAGUCAUUUUAAAAAGCAGAACCCCACAUGAUUCAACAUGAAUCAGUUCAGGGCUCAGACGAGUCAAACUCAACCAAAGACUCGAGCGAGUCCCAGGUGUCAGAAAAAUGGUUUGAGACCAAAUUAAAAAAACUGCAGCUCCUGCGAGACUCUUUUUCUUCUGAGAAUCCCCCCAAAUUGAAAGUUUUCGGGACAAUGCUCCUCCUCCACACCCAGCCAGAUCAGAGAGGCUGUUGUCAGCUCACCCGUGCCGACACUAUAAAGACAGGUGUGAUGGGGAGCGCUACAGUUAUCAACUCGAGGGAGGAAAAUGAGGUGACUGUCGACAGCCAAUUUUCUCAGAGGAAGCUGGCUUUCAUCACACACCUCAUUCUCAGGAGUAAACAAGUGUCUUGUGCGAGGUUGAGUAGGGGGAUAUGACAACUUCUUUCGCGGAAACCAUCACCCUGAUGUGGUGGAGAGAAGGGAACAGUGAAAAUUAAUGGAAUAGGAAGAAGAGGAGAGGGGAUACAAAAACAUAUCAAUCACAAAGGGCCGCUGAUGCUCACCUUGUUGUGUUAUGUGAUGAAGCAGCAGAGCAAAUGCUGACUCUAAAUGGGGCCAUGCCUUGAUAUGUCAGUGACUGGUGUGAUGUGGCUUUCUCCUCCACCCUUUGAUGCUUUCUGGCACUCAACUUCUGCACAACGACAGCAAUCACAUUCACCAGCUCUCCUACUCCUCCUGUGUCCAAUAUCAGUCACCAUUAAACUGUCAGGAAAACAUGAGCAUGUAAUAAAUUACCAAUGCAGGGGGGGAAACAGGCCACUCACUCUCUGUGUCCUACAGAGAAAAAGCUGUAACUGCAUGUUAUGAAUAAAUCCACCGGUUUAGCACCAAAGUCCUAAAUUACAGAGCGGGCUGUUGAUACUUGGAUAAGGCGUAAAAAAUGGAACAAGUUUGAGGGAAGAUGUGGACAUGGAUCUGAAACAAUAUGGAAUAAAGCAACAACAUAAGUCAUGAACAGAACGAUCUCAUAGGACAUGAUACAAUAUAAUUAAACUGUGUAAUAUGAGGAAAUAGAACACAAUGAGGUACGGAAUGAUGCGAAAAGCUACAAUAUGAUACAAUACAAGAGGGUGGAAUGUAACGCAAUACUAGUCAGUACUAUAUGAUGCAAUACCAUACGAUACGAUACGAUACGAUACAAUUCGAUAUGAUAUGAUAUGAUACAAUACAAUAUGAUAUGAUGAUACAAUAUGAUGAUGUGAUGUAAUAUGAGACUUUAGAACAUGAUGAGAUACUGAAUGCUGUGAAAAGUUACAAUAUGAUACAAUACAAUAGGAUGGAAUGUGAUGCAAUAUUAUUAAAUACUAUAUAUGACCGAUACAAUACAAUAUGAUGUGAUACUUUACUAUACAAUCUGCUAUGAUAUGAUAUGUUACGAUACAAUAUGAUAUGUAACAAAACAAUACUAUGUGAUAUGAUACGAUAUGAUAAUAUGAUUAACUAUGAGACAAUAGAACAUGAUGAGAUGUGGGGUGCUGGGAAAAGCCACAAUGUGAUGCAGUAUUAUUAGAGUACUAUAUGAUACAAUGCCAUAUGAUACAAUAUGAUACUUUACUGUAUGAUCUGAUUUGACAUGAUAUGUUACAAUACAAUAUGAUACGCAGCGAUACUACUAUCUGGUUUGGUACAAUAUGAAGAUACCCUGUAAUAUGAGACAAUAGAACACGAUGAGAAACGGAUUGCUGCGAAAAGCUACAAUAUGAUACCUUACAAUAGGAUGGAAUGUGACGCAAUAUUAUAAUGUAUUAUAUGAUGCAAUGCAAUACGAUAUGAAAAGCUACUAUACGAUCUGAUAUGAUACAAUAUGAUUGCACCGUGUAAUAUGAGAACAUUGGAACAAAAUGAGAUACGGAAUGCGACAAAGAGCUACAAUAUGAUACAAUACAAGAGGAUGCUAUAUGAUGCAAUAUGAUAAGAUAUGAUACUUGACAAUACGAUCUGUUAUGAUAUGAUAUGUUAUUAUACAAUAUGAUACGUAACAAUGUAAUACUACAUGAUAUGACACAAUGUGAUUUUACGAUGUAAUAUGAGACAAUAAAGCACGAUGAGAUAUGGAAUGCUGUGAUAAGCUACACUAUGACACAAUACAAUAUGAUAGAAUGUGAUGUAGUAUCAUUAAGUAUGAUAUGAUGCAAUUCAAUUUGAGACAAUAUGUUACUAUAUGAUCUGACAUUAUAUGAUAUGAUAUGUUACGAUACAAUACUAUGUGAUAUGAUACAAUAUGAUGCAGCGCGAUGAAAUAUGAUUCUGUACUAUAUGAUGCAAUGCAAUAUGAUAAGAUAUGAUAUGACAUAACACGACACGGUACAUAACAAUACAAUACAAUAUUAUAAUGUAUGAUAUAAUAUGUCACAAUAUGAAAUUAUAAGACGUGGUGUAUUAAGAUAAUGAUUGGAAACGAUUUAGUAUGACAGUAUAUUACAAUAAAAAUAUACAACUUUAAUCAACUGGAGAGGACAUUAUCAUAUGAGAUGAAAAUAAUAUACAAUACACUUACAUAGGAUAAAACUAAGUAUAAUACAAUUUAAUUGAUAUAUGAUAUGUGAUUCAGCAUGGUAUUGUAUGAUAUGGUGUAAUACGAUAUACUAAUAUGCAUAUUUGAUAGAUGUGAUAAGUCAUGAGAGGAUACAGUACUUUUUAAAUAGUUUCUAUACCAUAAGGUAGGAUAUAUCAUGUCAUACGAUACAUGCAAUACGAUGCAAACAAUAUGAUAACAUGGCUUGUAUGAAGCAGACUAAAUAUGAUACAAAUGGUACUAUACAACACAAUGAAGUACAAUAAUUAACGAUACAAUACAAUGUUUUUUGCCUCUGAGAAAUGUGUCUCAGACUUAUCUGCUGCAGCUGCCUCACAAUAACAGAGAAAUAAAAAAUCAUUUUAAAUUCACGGAGGGAAACCAGCCCAGACUCAACCCAAACACCAUAUGCUGCACAUUUCACAUAUUGCACAGCAUGAGCACAAAACAUUAUAUAUAUGAUAGAAAGUGUGAAGAUGAGAAAAGAUGAUUGCACAAGCCACGCAGCCUCAAGAAACACUGUUCCAAAUUUUUACCCAGGUGAACACAGGAGAGGUUUUAAAACUCUUCAGCUCACUUUGGGGAACUUUGUAUUCUUGGCUUGAAGGUAAGAGCUGGAGCUCAGAGAGGAGGGUGUGCGGUGAAAACAAAGUCAGAGAACAGAUGGAUAGACAUUAAACAAGCAGAGCCAAAACUUUCUUGAUUUAGUGAUUCAUCUGCUACUCCUUUGACAAUUAAAGUUUAAUUUUAGUCAAAAUGUCAAAGUUAAUUAUGACAACCUUGCUUUGAUUUUCCUUGUCACGCAGAGCAUGUUUGAAAACUCGAAACCCCCCUGGGCAAAACAGAGACGUGGAUCUCUUGGGCAAUCUCAUCCUGUAGGUCACAUUCACAUUCUGCUUUCUGAUAACAAUCAAAUCAUUAAGACUCAUUAUGAAUCUUUGUCUGGAAAAAAAAUGUAAACAGGCUGUUUUGACAAAUGUUUUGUCUGAUAACGACCUGCUGGCAGCUGCUACAGGCGCGGAAGAUAAGUCUAAAGAAAUGAUCAGUCUUACCUCAGAUGCUCUUGUUUGCUUUUGCAGGUUAUUAAGAGGGAUCUGUCUUUAUUUUAAUGAGUUUUAAACCAGUUACAAAAUCUUCUGAUGCCUUUUUUAAAAGUAUUUUUUAGAUAAAUUAAAGCUCCCGUGACAAACUUUAGGUCUGCGUCAUUUUUGGCGCCCCCUGGCAAAGAAUCUCAUCCUGCUGACAGUCAAACGAAUCAUGUUUUGUAAAUAUUUCAUGUGGAAAUUGUAACAACAUGGCUGCAUCUUUGGCACCUACACCCUCGCACCAAACUCAGAUGUUAAAAAUUCAGAAGUAGUAAUCAUAAAGCUUGCGGCUAAUGGUCUUGUUUGCUUUUCGAUACCAUGAAAAACCAUAAAGUUGAAUUUUAGUCGAUUCUGUUGACGUAAAAAUACCCCUUAUUAGAGCUUUAAGAUAGUGUACGCUAAUGAUAUUCACUAAACUCUAUGUUUACGAGGAAAUAAUUGCUAGAUAUAUAGUGAUUGAUUUUAACUCUUAGAUUAAGCUGCAGAAUGAACUAACAGAUAUGAUCAGCUGCAUUGUCUAUCAAUAAUUCAUCUUUUUUGGCGUAAGGAUUAACCGAUAAAGCGCCACAAUAACUGGGGGAUCAUCGAGGACUAAGAGUACUCCUUAGUAAACAUGGUAACAGAUGGAAAAUGACAAAAAUGGCCAAUCAAAUGCAAAGACUACAGACUACGAGAUGACAGAAAAGAUGAUGGCGCAGAAAGAGUGCUGGGAGCUGCGAAGACAUAAUAACAGACAGACAGCUAGAUUAGAGAGGUAGAGGGAGUGAUAGAAAGACAGAUUGAGACCAAAAGCAGGAAAAAAAGAGAAAAAAAGAGCACUUUCAUGCUCAGCACAAAGCUAUCACAGCCUCAAUGGUCUUCCUCAUGACGAUCGUUUAAUGGCCUUUGCAGUGCACCGUGGGAGGCCUUGUUUAUUUCACAUUCAAUCAAACCUCUCCAAUCAGCCCACACACACUCACUAACUGUCACUUGAGGUUGAUUUCUUGAUUACGGCAAUCAAAAUGGAUGUAAAGAACAGUCGCAGACUCACAUUGCCGGCUGCUUAACGGAGACGGGAGCACAACCGCCGCAGAAACGUAUAAUAAAUGCAGCUCGUAUGGCUUAUCGAGGUGUUCAAAAGGCAUGCUGCUGAGUGCUGCUGACUGAUACCUUCUGUGAUGAUAAGAGGAAAAAAAAAAGGCUGUAAAGUUUGUAAUGUUUCGAGCACUUAGUCUGCAGAAAUCGUCAAGGCUGAAACGAAAGCAUGAUACAUUUCUAUUCUUGUAAAAACACGACUGCGGCGGCCGUGCAUGUGUCGAGCGUAAAGCCCCUCCAAUCUGGUUUUAACUGACUUUCACGGGGGCCAUUAAUGAGUGUGAGCGCUCGCUGUGUGCAGCUGUGGUGCCCUACUUCUUAGGCACGGCUGUGUGGUGCGGCGCGGUGCGUGUGAACACUCGCAAUGCUGAGCAAUACAACCCCGAAAAACUUUGCAUCCUGGAGCAUUUGAGUGGCGUGUUUGAAGUGAACAAAAUCCUAUUAAAUUCCUGCCUCAUUUCAUUGUCUUGUGCCUUGUAAAGAAAAUGCGCUGCCCUGAAUUAGAAUAUUCAAGGUAGCUCGCUUUGUUGUGCUAAUAUUUCCCCAACAAGUAUCCUGGAGAUAUUGCAGGGCCUUGCUCAUGACUUCUGCAGAGCUUGUAGGGAAAUGCAAAGCAGACUGUAGAUACCUUAAGCUGUAACUUUAACCUGCACGGUAUACCGGUACAUUAUAGUGAUGUUUUCCAAUAGUGGAGAAUUUCUACCCGAAUUAAGAGACAGAGAGGGAGAGAGAGGGGAAGAGUAAUUAUCCUGUAUCCGUUCCGCGCUCUAUUUUGCUAUCUCCUCUUUGCAGCAGCGAGCAAUGCUUACCAGAGACCUGACAAGAAUUGCCAAUGAUUUUGCUGCUUUACUGACAAUUCCUCAGUGUUUGUGCAAGGCGAUUUAACUCAUCAAGGCUCUCUUCUGUGCUUCUGUUGUAAAGGCCUUGAAAAAAAGGCUGUGUUUGUGCUGCGAGGCCUUGAAAGGGGAGCCACUAAAUCCCUGCAAAUAUAGUUCGGCAGUGCUAACAUUUGAUUUUGUUCGAGCUGUGUGGAAAACACUCUGUCAAGAGUAUCAAUGCCACAUUCUUUAAAAGCUGUAGUCGCUGUAGUAGGUUUUCCCACUACAUUCUGACAUUUAAAAUCUCACUUGUGGAGUACAGUAUUUCAAUAAAAAUCAGCUCAGCCUGCCUCCUGCACUCCGAGUCACUACUCUGUUUACAUUGAAUCCAUACAGUUUCUACCACACUUCCCUGCAGAAAUGAAAUCUUUAACCUCCGUGUUGCUGGCACAGAGCCUGCCUGCUUUCCAUGAGCAGAAGAAGCACUCUUAUUUUUAGACGCCGUGCUAUCCAAUGGUAGCUGCUUAUUUCAGCAGAACACCUCCUUAUUUGCACUAACACUCGGUGAGAAAUCUAUACGGCCUCGGGGAGAAGUUCUGUUUACCCAUAUGAUUAGGAAGCUGACAUUAUGUAGACAUCAGAUAAUUAGUAAAAGCACAGGAGGUAAGGGCCUGCAUGCUCCCUCGUCGACUGAGGGAAAUAUGUAAAAUACAUAACACAAGGUUCUGUGAAAGUCCCAUUAUCCUGCAGACAGCUCGGCUGCAGAGGCUACAGGCUCCUUUGAUGGCGCGUUGUUUGUUGUUUUUGCUUCUCAGGUUCCUUUCUGCGGGAUUAACAACAAAGAAUAGAAAUAUGGUAAUAAUCAGAUGGAAACUCCAGGAGAAUACAAUCAAAAGAUUUGGAAUAAAUGCAUCUUUCUGUUGUCUGAAAUUGUGUGGUCUAAUUAUUACACUGGAGGCGUUGUGUGUGAGUGUUUGUGGUAAUGAUUCUGAACAGCAGACAUUAUAUGUGCUCUGCAGCUUUGUUGUUACAGCCAUUAGAAAUGGAGUCGGUCCAGAUAGUCGGAGCUUUUCAAGACGCAGUUUCAGGCUGUUUCUGUAUUUAAGUUUGAAAUUAUGUUUUAAAUCUUGGAGGUGAGCUAAGAGUGCUGAAUCUUCACCAUAUUAAAACAAUGUCCGAAGUCAUUUUUUGACGAAAAUGAGUUUUUGGUCUAAAUCAUCUCUUGAGCAGUGAUGCGGAGCUUGACCGAUCUGUCGUGGUGAAGAAAGAGCUGAGCCGUAUGGCAAGACUCUCGAUUCACCGGUGGAUCUACGUGCCGAUCUUCACCUAUGGUCAUGAACACUCGGGAGGCGCUCAGAGUAGAACCGCUGCUCCUCCACGUCGGGAGGAGUCAGCUGAGGUGGCUCGGGCAUCUGGUUAGGAUGACUUCUGGACGCCUCCCGUCAGAGGUGUUCUGGACAUGUCCUACCGGGAGGAGACCUUGUGGUUGGCCCAGGACCAGGUGGAGGGAUUAUAUCUCUCACCUGGUCUGGGAGCGCCUGGUAAUCCUCCCAGAUGAGCUGAUGGAGGUGGCUGGGGUGAGGGCCGUCUGGGCAUCCUUCCUGAAGCUGCUGCCCCCGCAACCCAGACCCGGAUGAAGCAGAAGAAAACGACGACCACUUAUAGUUAGCGUACCGUUUUAGUGUUUUUGUAAUAGCUAGCAACCCUCAGCUGUAAGACAACAUGAAAAGGUCACAUGACUGAGCACAGGAUAAAAACGGCAGGACUCUGUUGUUGCUGGCAUGUUUGUCUUGUGCACAGGUAGUCGACAGCUGUCAAAAACAGGAGUAUUAUCGUUAAUUUUAUCGUAAUCUCCAUGAUAUCUAACGUGUCCUGGGAAGACCGUAUGGCAGCUGUCCUGCCGAGCCAGCAGGCAGCUAACUCACUCAUAGGCCAUUUACUUAUAUUCAGUAAAUUCCCAGAUCUAGGACCACCAUUUUUACAAAACAGGGAACAAGGCCAAAAGUGUUAAUGUGCCCAAAGUAUCCUGUUUUCUUGUAGAGCUCUCAGAUUUCAUAAAACCAGGAAAAAGGUUUAUCCAGGUGUCUAAAAUCAGGAUCAGAUGACCACAUAGACAAAAAUGGGAGACUUAAAAAAAGCAUUGAAAGCAGGUAUCAUCAUCGUAGACCAGUUAGAGUUAGUUGUCAAGUGAUACAAAGAAUUACAAGCUUAGUUAUUCAUACAAGUUCUGUGCUGGUACUCGGUAUACAUAAAUACUCCAAGCAAGGUGUUCGAAUCAGUGUGAGGUCUGCUCAUGGAAAAAAGAAAUGCAAAUACGCCACUUCAGAGACGUGCAUUUCAAAGCGGAGAAAAGGUGAAUGCAGCGCCACAAAAGGCUCAUUUCACAAGAGUAAAUUUACACACAUAUGAAGGCCAUUAGAAUGCAAAAACUCCUGCGAUCCAAAAUUAGCCUGACACUCAUCUUCACAUAUCAUAAACCCUCGCUUCGGCGGAGAAUUCAUAUUCAGAGACGACGACUGUCUCCCCGAAAACAAAUAUAUGUGAAAAUUAAGGCUCCUCUUUGAUAGACUUUGGAUUAAUGGGGUUCAUUUGCAUUAAAAUAUUUCCAAACACAGCCUGGAAUACUGUGCGUAUUGUUCAUUUUCAACUUGACAGCAUCCUGUUUUCACACGUGUCCCCGUUUUCUAAUUUCUGCCGGAGAAGUGCUAGCACUGCGGCGAUUUAUUUCUGAUUUCCAUUCAAAGUUGUACUGUUGACAUCACUCUUCCAACUGCAGGAAAAAAUAAUUAGUUUCCUCACAGCAUGCAGACAUAAAUAUUAAUGAGCUACUGACGUACAUUCUGUGUCCCUAACUACAUGUCAUUUAAAAUGUGAGCCCAUGAGAUAGCGCUCUAAAUAUAUCUGCUGACAGAUCCAGUACAGUAAUGAGCUUGAAUCAAGUGUCUGUCACAGCAGGCCGCCAUUACUCCUCAGUGACACCGAGAGCGCGCUUCAAGGUGAUGGAUAGGUCAGAGGUGACUAAUUUUAGCAGUUGUUGCUGUAGGUCAGGUUUUCAUCAUUUUUCAAAGGCGCAAUUUGGAAGAAAAAUCGGAGACUAAUUUGAUCUGAACUAAUGGAGUGUGUCGCACUUGACACCGUGGGUGUGCCAAGGCCACGCUCUGUUCGGAGACAGUUUGAGUCCUCAGAGGGUUUGAAACGUUUUCUUUUUACUGUUCACAAGAGGGACUGUUAUUAACGUGUUUUGGGGAAAAAUCUGAAUAUUCAAAGUGGAGAGAGCCUCUGGUUUUGAACAGAAGGCUUUUAUUCUUUCUAAAACUCGUGAAAUGAAAUAGACCCAACCUUUGAGCAGUUUAAUCACAUCUAAAAGUCUUUCAAUUACUUUUACAAUACAGGAUGAUAUUUGUGUUGGAAAUGGAUGGUACUAGUUCCCUGCUGCCUCUGAUUAAAACGGUUGCCAUGGUGAGAUAUCAACCAAGAUAGAUGCGUAACAAAAGGUUAUCUACCCUGAAACCCUGAGCUUUAAAGAGCUGAUAGGAGAGGCAUCAGAGCCAGAGAAUGAAAUCUAAACAGUAAAGUCACUGCGUCACCAGUCUUAAGAGAAUAAAGUCAUAGUUGUCGUUUUAUCAUGAGGAUAAAACUGCUAUGUCAACGAAAAAAGUCGUAUUGUUUUGAGAAUAAUUUAGUCACGGUGAAGCCAUAAUCUCAUGAAAAUACAUCUGUGGUACACGAACAAAGUCGUGACGAUUAUCGUAUUUUGGUCAUCAUCAGAGCAGCCAGUACCAGAAUAAGGACGUGGAGCGUCUGGUGAGUACCAUGGUUGCAGAAGCAAGUCCAGACUCUUAAGUGGAGUCAAGCUCUUUAUGUCUUUUCAGAGUCUCUAUGCUGAGGACGGUGUAUCACAGAUGUACUAAAAGGCUGAUUAUUCAGUUAUCGGAGAAACCGUCACUAGACUCGGACUUCAGAUUCCCAGUUUUUCCUCAUUUUCCAUCAAGCGGAUUGUUACUAAUUUCAGUAUGUAAUGAACCAUUAACUAAAAUAAUGAUUAUAUUCUGGUAACAGUACAACUUUUAUCCUCGACCUUAUGUGGACCUAAUACUCUGUCGGCCCUGUUACAGAGUCUAUUAACUGACUCUAUAACUGAGAUUUCUUUUAUUGGUUUGUUUAUUUUUAGGAUUGACUUUAAGAUUUAUUUUUGGCCUUUUUGGUUUUAUUUGGAGAGGACGGGACAGUGGACACAGAAGGGGAGAGAGAGCAGGGUUGACAUGCAGGAAAGGCAGCGAACCUGGACCAACAGCUCAGAACAUUACGACGGUUUAUGGGGCGCAUACUUAAACCACUAGGUCUACAUAUGUGUCCUUUGAUUACCAGGACACAAAACACAUAUUUAAAUAUGUAUCUACAACGAUAAGGAGGAUUUACUGACUCGGUUACAAUGAUCACUUUGCCCGAUUAGACGAUCAGAAAGCCUAGUUUGUUAUUCGGUCCAUGAUGGUUCCCAACAUAUCAUCACAACUGAUGGACUGGACUGGACUACACUGAGCAGCUGUUUUAGCAAAGCGCACCUAUACUGAACUGCCUACUGAGUGUGUUUACUGUAAAUAUGAAGGCUUGUGUCCAUCAGUUUUAUGUUAUACUUCAAGACAAGUUUUGAUUUCAGAGAACCGGCAGCGGAAAGAGCCAAAAAUAUCUGUGUGCUAUUAGUAUUGGGACGAAGACGGGGUUUAAAUCCCACGAAGCUGACUCUGUGUUGUUGUUUUUUCAUUGUUAAAACUAUUUUGAAAAAGGUGCUGAAGGAAAAGAAACUGUCAACUGAAGCGUAAUAAAGUGGAUUUAUUUUGGGAAGGAAUAAUCCUCUCAGCUAGAGAUGAGAACCUUGGCAAUACUCCCACUACCUACAACAUUGGAAGCCCAUGGGUGGACAUUUUGGGUAUUUAUGAGCAUUAAACAGCACUCGACGUGGCGAAUACACUUGACGUGAGCAACAAGAGGGGUGUUUUUGUGCGGGGGUGUGUUGAAGGUGAUUUUGCCUCGUGAAUACUCUGGAUCUAGGACAUCUACUUCUUUCUAAUCUGAGUAAACUAUGUCUCUACUUUACAGUUGCACUCCAGUAUGGACAAAGGCGAAGGCAACGUGAAGUACGUUCUGACCGGGGACGGGGCGGGCACCCUUUUCCUGAUCGACGAGAAGUCCGGGGAUAUUCACGCCACCAAGAGGCUGGACAGGGAGGAGAAAGCGAUGUACACCCUUUACGCCAAAGUUUUGGAUAAGAACACCAACGCCGAGCUGGAGUCUGACACCGAAUUCAACAUAAAAAUCCACGAUAUCAACGACAACGAGCCAAAGUUUGCAAAGGAUAUCUACUUCGCCAGCGUCCCUGAGAUGUCUGAAGUCGGUAAGUUAGGGAUAAAAGUUUCUGCAUCUUUUACGAACUGUCGGUUUGUCUGUCAUGAGCUGUCUCUCCCUUUACGCUGCAGCAGUCAGAGCAGUUUUUGUGAUCCUUAUUUGUUUGGUCAGGCUCAUUGAGCAUGCAUAACAAGUAAUGCCAUUUGCCAUUUUUAAUAGGCAGUGGAAAAUAUUGAAAGUUUAAAUUGUCGCAGUCUUUCCAAUUAAGGACUUGCUUCAUUGCCCUCCACUUCAUUCCAUUCAAGUAAUAUAAAUAAACCAAUCGGGAUGAAUAUAAACAAAGCUUAUAAAAAAAAAAAAGAAAAAUACUGCAUGCAACUUGAAAUCAAUUCUCAAAUGAAACCGCAAAUUAAUACACAGGAGCAAUCAAGGGUGAAUCAAAACCCAAUUGACAAGCAACAAUGGCCUAUUUGGGAUUCAUAAUGCGCUGCUCUUAGAUUUCUCUGUCUCAUGCACGCUGGCUAAAGGUGGGUCAGGGUCACCGCUGUUCAUCCUCGGACUAAUAAACUGCCUUAUAUGUUCAGACUGAACACGCUGGUUAAUCAAGCCAGCCAGCCAUGGAAAAUCAGCAGCUCCCUUUUAUGCUAUCAGUGCUGGGGACUAAGUGGGACAGAUGUUCAAGGGUUCAUUAGUAUGCAUGGAGACAGUCGGACCCAAACAGGACACGGCAGAGGUCCCCUGAAUGCCAAGGACAGUAUUUGCAAAGUGCUGUUAUUGAAACGCUUGGGUGGAUUAUGUGGGACUUAAUAUGAGAGUGACUGAAUGACAGGAGAUCUGAGGAGGACUGCGCUUUGUCUGGACUGCAAUAUUUAUCAGGGAACAAAUUUACCAUAUAUUAGAGCACCUCUCAUUUAAGUGUGCGGUGUGCAGUCUGAGCAUGAUCACUGCUGUCUUUAUGGUGCAGCUUUUCACCCUGAUAAAUGCAUUUUUAUUAAAGGUUUCCAGUCCAGAUGGGUCAGAUUGAUCCCCAGGAGGUAAAAUCAGUAUCCACCAGCACACACUGUUUAUUCAGAUACAGUGUCCAUGAGCAUAGUAAUUACAGUCCAGCUCCGCAGCAGGAGGUUCUCUACUCUGGCUCUGGUUAAAGAGGUCAGGGGAGAAAAUAAAUGAAUAUAAAUAAUGCAUUGGUAAUAUGACCUGGCCGGGAAAAGGCAGCUCUGCUCGUAUGCAAAUGGACUCUUUUUUAAAAAUUUUUUAUUUUUUUAAACAACUCAAAAGAGACACUUUUCAGAGUCGCAGAGAUUUAUCUAUCUCUAAAUGGCCCAAAAAAUUAAAAAAAUGUCUAUUAUUAUUAUAAUUAUUAUUUAUAUUUUAAUUCUUUUAAAUUACUUAUUUUUAAUUUUAUUAUAUUUAUUAUUAUUAUUUUUUUUAUUUUUUUUCAGUGAAGUUGGAGCAAAAAUGUGUAACUGCCUUCUUUAUUUUUUUAAUUUAUUUUAUUUAUUUUCUGCAUGAACUGGUAUGGUAACAGGGACUAUUUUAAACCGGCCCCUUUGGCUGUGUGGAGCUGUGCUGAGCAGUAAUACAUCCCAUGUUAGCCACCUUGUAAAACAGAGUUUUGAAGCAGUUGCCAUAUCGAUAAUGACCAGAGGUGGGGCUAUAGCUUCCUCGCACGCAACUACAGUGUCAAGAUUGGCUUAUCUUGUAAGCUUAAUACCUUAAAAACAAAUUCAAGUGCCACUGAAUGUCAUGAGAAGAUAGCUGUUAUGGUAAUACAGACUUUUAACUUUCUACUUAUUCGAAGGAACAAAAAUUAACAGCAGUUACUGCCCUUAAACUUAAAAUUUAAAGUAAAAAGACUGUAUAUAGAAUGGACGCCAUCUGCCUCCUCGCUGGGUGAAGCCACCGCGAGAACAGCACCCUCUGGUGACGGGCUGCAGUAUAUUUCAUAAAUCCCGCCUCCUCCAGCAAUCCUUGAGGAGUUGUGGAAAAACUUAAGAAAUGAAUUCCACAGAAUAUGAAUUUUUGUCGAGUGGAGAAAAUCCCAGAAAUACCGAGAGCAAUUUGGCUUCGGCAAAUGCACACAAUGACAGAAGGCGGAGCCAAGUUUUCCAAAGUUUAUACAAUCUAUUGGGAGUACCAAUCCACCUUCGGCCACUAUUCAGCAUCUGUCUUGGGAAAUUACUGAAUUAUCAAUAAGAGAAAUCAAUUAAAAGUGCGCUACUUUAGCUCUUUGAUUCAAUGUUCACUUAAGACAUUUCAGCAAAGUUCGUCAAUCGAAGCGAAAGUUAUCACUCUCCUUUACCGUUAAUGAUGGGUAUUUGUUUCAGCCUUGUUUUAAUCAGCCUUUUGUUUUAGGAUAAAUGUUUCGAACCUGGAGCUUUCACAUUCAGGCUUUUAUAGAGUGAACCUCAAACUGUUUGUUUACUGUCAUUUAUCAUCCUCCCUGUAAUAUCUAACCCGGGCCGAGCAGAUAUCUUUGGUAUUCUGAUGACGCAGAAACUUUCCUCCUCUCUGAUAUUUAAGACAUCAAUCUACCUCCACCUGCACACGGGGUUUAAUCAAAGCAAUAAUUUCCACUAAUGGACCAAAAGAGACCCAGCCAUGGUCUGCAAGCCGUUCACUUUUUAUUAAUAAUUCAGCAAAGCCGUCUGUUCUCUUAUUUAUUUAUUUUAAGUCUUACAGAUGCUGUUUUUUUUAUUCUUUCUAAGCAGACAUAACACCUUUUUAUGGAGCCGACCAUUUAAUUCUUCCAGAUCUCUUUUGUUACGACAUAAAGAUAUAAAAUAUGAGAUUAUCUGUCAGAUUUGUCUCAGUAAAUACAUAAGAUCGACUGAGCCUGUGACUUGGUAUCAUCAUGUGUGGAAUUGUUGCGUUUGGCGCCCGCUUUGACUUUGUUUGCUCCUCUUUUUCAGGUACAUCUGUUGCUACUAUAACUGCCACUGAUGCGGAUGAUCAAACGUACGGGAACAGUGCCAAGCUUGUAUACAGCAUCCUGCAGGGACAGCCGUACUUCUCUGUGGAUUCUGAAAACGGUAAGCCGAACACAGCGGGAUCUCUUGGAUCCGGUUUUCUGUUUUAAGAGUUUCUGAGCCUUACAAAGACAGAAGUAUCUGCUGAGCUUAUUAAACCCAACCGUCUACUCGGAUUUGCUAAAAAUCUACAAUUACAGGAUUUAAUUUCACUCAAAUCUCCAAUUUGUUUUUUCCAAUAUGGCAGAAAAAAUUGAUCUUUCAAAUUUCGUUAAAUAAAACAUGAACAUCUGGACCGAUGUCGGGUUUAGAAGUAAUGAGUUACCAAAACGGUCCACACCAGAGAAACAGAAGUGAUGUCUUUGCCACAACAGAGCGCUAAUGUGGAAAUCUGUGAGCGAGCAACAGCUGCGGCAGCGUCCAAUCAGAGACAGGGUUUCUACAGGUUCAAAGAACUCAAAUCUAAGACUUUUUAAGACCAUAAUGAAAACAAUUUAAGAUCCAUUUUACAUCCAUACUGGCAAAAAAUGUCAAAAGGCAUGAAUUGAAAUCCGAACAUUUCAAACUGACUUUAAACCAAUCUUGAUUUGUAAGUAACAUCAAUACAUUUUUAAGACCCAUUACAUUUAACAAGGUUUUAAGAUAAUUUAAGACAUUUUAAGACCCAGCAGAAACCCUGCAGAGAGCUUCAAAAAACACGAACAAAAAAGUCAAGAGAAGCAAAAUAUCUGUCUACAUCUAUGUCGGCAGGGAUCCUCCAUAUCAGGAUGGAUGCUGUAUAACUGUUUGAGAGUGAAUUAUUUUGAUGGUUUGAUGAACAUUUUAAAACCCUAAUUUAAACUAAAAACAGCACAAAGAUAACAAAUCAAAUGUUAAAACGGAGAUAUUCUGUUUUAUAAAAAAUCUGACUUUAGUAACGUGUUUCUAAAAAGUUUGGAGGAGGAAUAAUAAUAGGCGAGGUAGAAAAAGGUCUUUCCAGAGAGGUGGAGUCUCUCAGCCAAGUAAAGAUGGGAAGUGAGAGACUGCGUGAGCAAAGAGUUCAACAAUGUCAAUGUGGAUUUUAUCAGGUACAGUAAAGAAAAUAUCAUUAAGAGGUUCAGAGGAUCUUUUAAAAAAUGUGAGAAAAGAGACUGAGCUGAGAAUAUGAAUAACACUGCACAAAAACAGACGUGACUCUGUUGUGGAAAUCACCGUAUAGGCUCAGAAUCACUCUGACUGGACACAGUUUUGAGCUGCAAACACAAACUGUGUCAUAAAAAGAGGAAACUAUAUAAAUGCACAUGUCUUCUUUGGGCUCAAGCUUAUUUACUGGACUGAGGUGGGACACUGGUUCAGCACAGAGGCUACGGUGCAGGUUGGACUGGUUAUAUAGAGUGAAUUCCCAGUCCAGAUAGUCUCUCUCUCUCUUUCAUGGAUUAUCUUGUACAUCAGAAGUGUCUGAAGUGUCAAAGUUUACCCAGAAAGUGGAGCUUCCACUCGGAUCACUCGGAUGUAAAAAGUUUGGAAGAUUUCACAUCAUUGUGAAACUUCAGCGCGUAGAUAGAGUCCCACUGCACUCCCUUGUUGACAAAGAUCUGUAUCAGACUCCAAGUUGCAGGGCCGGGUCUGUUUAAGAAAUAACGCUUGUUAUUCCUGGUAUUUAAGUCUGCAUGAGCGGAGGACAAACAUUACAGGAACAAGAGAAGAUACUGGAUACGAUAGAGUGAUGAUGUUAUUAAUUCUUGUGAGGGAAAAUAAAUGACGGCUCGACUUCAGAGUCAAUAACAACAACCCUGACAGAAGGAGAUUGAAAGAUGGCCAGAGAUAACCACGACCAUCAAUCUCAGAGAUAUUGAGUAAAAUCAACAAAUACGUGUGGAAGGUUAAGCAGAUAAGAAGAGAUCCGAGGAUCAUAGUGAUGGACGACUUCAGCGGGUUUCAAACACCGCUUCAAAUCUUCUCAUUUGUCCUGUAUUUUUGUAAAACCUUCAUUUUGAAAGAUCAUCAGCCGACCACCAAGACGGACAAGACAGAUCGCCUGUCUGUAUGUUACUGAUUUCCACGUAGAUGAAUAUUAAAGAUGCAGGUCCAUAAGAUAAUGAUGCUCCAGGUCAACAUUAAUAUCAGCUCCUCUGACCUCCAGCUGUAGCAAACAAGACGUCCUUAUGAAUUGUGGCGCCUAAAUUGCUCUUGGCGUGUUUCCUAAGAUUCCAUGUUUAGCAUGCUAAGAAGUCAUGGCGGCAGAAUUCGAGCGAGCUCGGUGUCUCUCUGAACAGAUGGAUUGGAUCUGUGUUUGUCCAAGUUUUUAUUUAUUUAUCUUUAUCAUUUUAGUUCUGAUGCUGUUGGUGAAAAUAUGUCAGUAUGAGCAAAAACAAAAGGUAGAAAAUAGUAAUUUAAAAAAUGGGUCGGUUUAAGUUUGAUGCUGCCUGUUUUAAUAUACUCUUCAAGUUAUUAAUCGCUGUGUUUCACCCUGUUUUAAAAAUCUGAACAUCAAAGUUGAAUUAACAAACUAUGUGCUUCUUUUAUGUAGCUGGUCUUGUUUACUUCCUUCCUGGUCAAAUACCGGGUUAAAGCCCACUGUGCAAAAUCUGGAGCAUGCCCAGAACGCUCAACCCCAAUAUCUUGGUGUGAGAGACCGAGGAGCUUGAUGUCAGCUGGACUUACAUUGUAAAAAUCCAGUUUCAGAUCCAACAGUCCACUCACCCUCGGUUCAUCCUGGUCUUUUGGGAAAAUUCUUGCAGUGAAAAUGAGGCUUUAUCACACACACAACGAAAGCCUAACUCUGAUCUUCAUUUUUAACAUUCCUACACAUCUUAUAACUUCUUUUUUUAGCUCAUACUCAGCUGUGAAGCCACUUCUUCACUCUGCUGUUUUUAUGUUGUGAGUCUAAAAUCAGAUUUCAGUAAAUCCUGAUAUUUUGUGACCUUCUUUGCUGUCAAACGAUAAAAAACUAGACCAUCCAUGUCAGUUUCAUCCUCGUCUUUGCAGCACAGAGUGCAUAGCUCAAGACUCAGCAUACCAAGGGGCCGUUGCCUCCGCUCCAUCUUCUUCCUGCUGCUUGAAUGCGGCACACAAAUGUAGCACAUCUGACACUAGAAGAACGUUGCCAGGGAACAUAAUCCAGGCAGCAGCCACAUUUCCCCUCAAAACAUAAUUGGCAAACCUAAUUAGCUGUAUAUAAAUGCAAUUUUCUAGGAGCCUUGGUCGGGUAGGGAUGGAUGGAAUUGAUCUUAAUCUGAUCUCAUUUACUGUCAAACAGCAAAUCCAUUCCACCAAAAUGAAGUUUUCUUUUAUAGGCAAAAGUGAUGGAAAGAAUUUCCGUCUCUCUUUUUUUUUUUCCAGGCACUAUCAAGACAGCUCUUCCCGGCAUGGACAGGGAAGUGAAGGAAAACUACCAGGUGGUGAUCCAGGCUAAAGACAUGGCCGGGCAGAUGGGUGGACUUUCAGGAACUACGACGGUCAGCAUUAGACUCUCAGAUGUCAACGACAGUCCGCCUCGCUUUGCCAACCGUAAGAACUAUUGAAUAUCUACAUGUCUGCUUCACUGAAUCGUAGGGGAUUAUAUAAACCACAACCUAACUUUACAUCAUCACACUUAUAACCCAGCUGUGUCUAAGUACUUGUCUGGAGGUGUGUUGAGAUGUUUUGUUUGCACAGCUGAAUGAAUUCUUCUCCGGUUAUGCCACUUGGUAGCACUACCAUGGCAACACUAUUCUUAUCAGCAUGACUACGGUUCAAACUAACAUUGAACAAAGCAUUAAUAUUCCCAGUAAAGCAGAAACCUCUCAUUCUCUAAACAGCAAACCUCUAUAAGACUCUCUUUUUCCUGAAUUUUCCUGAGAGCAUCGUUGGAUUGAUGAUUCCACCUGUAACAUCAUUAGCUUUUACUCGCACUGAGACAUCUAUCAAAUUGAAGAAAUCAGACACACUGAAACCCAGUAUGGGCUUGAGCAGUGUUACUGUCUCCAUACACCAAACGCGAGUAAAAUCAUUCGCAUGAAUGCGUUACAUGUUAAGUCAAUGCAAAGAGGCGAUUAGACGCUCCUACAACUCUGGCGCAAAUUGGGCGAAGCUCAACUUGAGUGGAUAUGCAUGUCGCGAUAACUACUCAGCACGAAGGUUGCCGGGUGACGUACGAAAACGGACGGCUGUUCACUGUUCCCGAAUAAAAAGGAGGAGGCAAGUGAGUGAGGAGGUCAGGUUACCUCGUAAAUUUAAAAAAAACGUUGUCUAUCACUUGAUCCCGCCGGUUGAAUUGGCAGGGAUUACCAUCGACGCACGAAUGAAGCGAGUAAAUACAAUACAUUCACGCGUUUAGAUUCAUGCAAAUUAAGCGAGUAGAUGAUUUUACUCACGCUUGGUGUGAGCGCCCCAUUAGAGGGUGAAAUACCUGUGUUUUUUUCUAAUUUAUGAUUUAUUAAAAAAAAUACAGGAAUUUCGAACACUGAGUCCGAUGCAUUGGUUUUAUGAUUUGCAACUCAAAAUAGUCCGGCACACACAAUUAAUCCGAGAUGGUCGAGCUGAAAAACAUGUCUGCAGAUAUUCACACAAGGUCACUGAUUAUCACUCACUGCCUGUACAGAAAUAAAAACAUAGAAUCUGAUAUAUAAAUGUUUGAGCAUUAUAUUUACUGGUAUACUGUUGCCAUGGUAGUGCAAAUAAGAGAUGCAUUUAUGCGUAUUGACUGACCAAUUCUGUGUAGAUUCCUUUCGGGUGACCGCUGUGGAGUCCACAGAAAUCGGAGGCGCCAUUGGUCGGAUCAAAGCCGACGAUCCGGAUGUUGACCGCAACGCUGAGAUGGAGUACAGUAUCGUCGGCGGUCACGACAUUUUCAAUAUCAUCACAGACCAAACCACACAGGAAGGAGUCAUUAUCAUUAAAAAGGUAAAGGAUCGUCAGUCCUCAUUUACCCUUCUGUUUUGUUCUCAAUGCCUUAUUUUAUUUCUACAACCGGAUCUGACUCAGCCGCUGUUGGUUAUGUAACCGUUACCUGAUUGAUAAUGGCGGUGCAAUCAGACAAAACAAUCCUUGACGUGUUUUCACAAAGCUACACUGACUCUCAGACAGGCUGAGGGGUUUCAAGUUAAGCUCGCUGAAUAAAACUGAUUUUAAUGACCGCAUUGAGUUAAACCUUCGAGAUUGAUUCCCUCCAUCUGUGUGAAUCAUGAUUACACAACCCGAACGGAAAUCACAAUGUGUAUUCAGCAAACAGUUGAGGAGAGUUUUCAUUUAUUUCUCUAAAAGUGCAGUUUAAGUCUUCAAAGUUCAAAGGUUUUACUCCGCUCUCUAAGUUUUAUUGUAGCUUUUAAUUAAACGUUUUAUCUGAACUUAAAAUGUAGGCUGGGGAAGCAGAAGAGUACAGUUUCAGAUUAGAAGCAGCCCCCUGAUAACGUUUAUUCCAGUAAUAAAGACAUAUGACAGGGUUUAUUUUUGAGCUCCAGUGUCGAAUCAGAUACCCUAAGCCUGUGAAAUGAAUAAUAUAAAGCAGUCUUUUGCUCAAAAACUCUUUUUAGUUUUCCCCUAAGAUCUCGGAGAUCAGUAUGCCUCACUUGGAUUUGUAACUUUGAAUUUAGAGUGUGGAUGAGAUAAAGGCAGACAAAUGAAAUGCAAUGAAUUGCCUAUCAGAAAUCCUAGAGGCGAACUGUUUUUCUUUUUUAUAUAUAUAUAUAUAUGGAAAAGUCUGCAGCUUGACUUCUGAUGCUCUUUCAUCUGCAGGGGCUGGAUUACGAAAGCAAGCGGGACUAUGAGUUCAGAGUGGAGGUGAGAAACACCUACUUAGAUGCAAGGUUCAUCCACGGUUUGCAAUUCAAAGACUACGCCACGGUCAAAGUUACAGUGGAGGACGUGGACGAGCCCCCCGUUUUCACCAGGAACCCCUACGUCAUCGAGGUGCACGAGGACACGGCUGCUGGCAGCUUCGUCGGUGUGGUGUCGGCCAGAGAUCCGGACGCUGACAACAAGCCGGUCAAGUAUGUGAUAAGACACAGCGAGAGGAGUCUAGAGCUCAAACAGGGCCGGGCUGUCAGGACCAAAUGUCCACUCACUAUAAAAAGACAAAAACCUGAACACCCACUCCAUAAAUCUCAAAGCUCAGUGUUUAUUUCUUCACUCUCCAGACUUUCACAGCAAGAGGUCUGGAGAAAAAGAGUAUGAGAUCAAUCAUUUCUUUUAGAGAAUGAUUAAAAAAUAUCAGGUUUUUGAAGAGGUCUACCUACAUGAGUGGAAUUUAAAAAAAGUAUCCAGACAGUCUUCGUUUAAUUGAAGAGAUGUGAUUUCUCUACAGAUGAGACACUAAUUCAGACUCGAACUCAAGUCACUUCUACCUUCUAAGGAACUUUAUCUCGAGACGUAUGCCUGUAAUGUUACUUUUUAAAUACUGUUUUUAAUUAAUUGGACAUAUUGUCAUUAACUGAUUCAUCAGUGAUUUUCAAUCGGUGAACUGGUUUGGCUUUUUGACCCCUAGAUAAGAGUAAGAAGCAAAGAUGGGCACACUGAGUGAUAAAAAAUAACUAUACUUCAAAAUUUUUAUGAACAUUAACAUCUUUUGCGCUGCGACCAAAAGGAUCCCCCUGAUCCAAGUGUGGUAGAAGACCCAAUCCAAAUACAUGAAAUACAUUAAUAAUUACGAGUAACUUCAAAUUAACAAAGGAUGUAUGUUCUCGCUUAAUCAAGGUUUGGAUCCUUGUUUCUCAGUAUGUCUUAAGUGUUGCACCAAGUCUGAAUUGCGCAAAAAUGACGACAUUCAACAAAACCGGAUUACAAAGAAGUUGAAGGUUUCAGUCAGUACGCUUACAAGACACUCAAGAAAACCGAAUUAUCGCUUUACUCCGAUUGAGACCAGACAACUGAAGUGCAUGUAAACACCUUAGUCUGACUAUACUCGGAGUUUGAGAACUCCAAUUAAGGCACCCAGAUAACAGAAUUUGAAUUUCUCUACCAUGUAUCCAGCGAUGAUAUGAUAGGCCAAUGCAGGUGUGUGUGCACCACACCCCCAUAACCCUGGAACAAAAACACCUGAGAAGAGGAGUAGCCUGCACCUCAUCUGCAGACAAAGUAGCGCCUACAUCAUGUACGACCAAAACAACGCUGUACGAUGCUCCAUCUUCUUGUUCAAAAAUGCCCGGCAGCAGUUGUAGACACUUCUGACGUUUGACAUGCCCCUGCUGUUGUUGGUGUUGGGUCAACCAGCCGCAGGGACUGGUAAACUAGAGCUCAGAUGAAGCAAAGAGCUUCAACUUUCUUCUCCAAAUGUGUUCAAUCUGAAGACUGAAGAUCCAAAAUGUCAAAAUGCCACCCAGACAUCCUGAGCUAUGAUUGGCUGAUGUAGGAUCCUCAUUAAGAUCAACUAUUUGAAUUGUGUUUGCAACACAGUUGUAGCUUAAAAGAAACAUCAUCUUUUGAACCCCUACAUGAGCUCAAACUUAAUGAUAUAUUUGUUUCCAGGACCACAUUUCUGGGGCUACAAAGGUAAGAAAUGUGAUUCUUACCCUAGCUUUAACUUUCCCACCAAAGCGUGGGUCCCAGAGUCGCAGUCCUAAAAGUGCAGCAGUUAAAAAAGUCUGGACGAGCCCCCACCAACAGGUGACACAGCAUGUUUUGACCAUCGCCUAAAUGAGCUCGCUAGCCUUUUCUCCGAGAAAGCUCGGUUUCCAAUUUGGAAACAGUCUUAUCUGAUGAGGAUCCGAGGAGUAAUUCUCACUAUUUUGUAUCGUUUGUGAAUUUAAUGUUCGAGAGGUUUUAUCGUCGCAGUUCUUCUUUCUCUUUUUCUUCUUCGUUACCUCGCCUCAACUUUCCAUUUUUUUGACAACACAUCGAUUCCCCGCGGAGAAGUAAGCACUCACGAUUCAGCAAACUUAGAGAAGAAUCAAUGACUUAUUAAGCAAAGAUUUCCUCUCCAACCCAGGGGGUGUAAUGCCUUAUUGUGGCAAUUUGAUUGUUUUUAAAGUCAUUGUUCCAGCUUUAAUUAAACUCGUAUAAAAUCAAUACAAAACAAGGAACACAUGGUAGAAAUACAAAGUCUCCUCUUAUCAGUUUUUUUUCUUUAGCAGGAGGUUGAAAAUGUGCCCACUUGGCUAAAUCUAAUCCAUCAGCUUUGCCAUGUGUCAGUGUGGAGGGGAGACAGGGUGGGAGGAAGGAAGGGGGGAGAAAAAGGAUAUUAUUCAUGCCUCCCUUUUGGUCAUUUCCCCAGUGGAAGAUGGUGGCAGACCUGUGAAGUGAAUACAGACGCUGUUUAUUUCCCUGCAUUAUGUAAGCCCUCUGUAGCACUGCACAAAGUCAAAGUGAAAGAGCCUAAUUUGCUGUAUUGAUUCACACAGCUUAGUGCCGCCAUCCUACACAUAUGGCGCCUGCUCGUCUCUGACACAGAGAUAUGCCACUCCCGGCGCGUGCCACAUGGCGUAUCGGGUUGCAUAUUCAAAUUUCAGUGGAAUAUGAAAGUUGACUAUGACAAAUGAGCAGGCGUGAGGGAAGAUACAUCAUCUUCUGACAACGGGGAAACCGAUUCUUCUCUCUUUAUGAAACUAUCAGCGAUGAAAUGUAUGAAUCAGAUUUACAGGGAGAAGUACUUUUGUGUUUGAGGAUAUAACGAACUUUACAUUUAGGCACAACUACAGACGGGUUAUAAGGUCUGCCUUUAACGCUUUGAUUUUGGAGGUUUGCAACCAUACUCGCUUCUUAAACUGAAUGUGAAUUGCUUCUAUUUACUUCUGUUCUAUCACUUCUAAUUGAUGAUUGCUUUAUCACUGUUUUUACUCUUUUUGGAUGAUAAUUCCUAAAAUGUUCACUGAGACAAUAAAACCACGAGAAGUCAUAAAUUUCUUCAUAGACGGUUAAAAACAGGACUGUUUCAGAACCAGGUGAGGGACUCCUUGCAGGUCUUAAGAUAGAGUGUAAUAAAAACGCAAAUCCCGAAAACUGCAAGGCAGGUCUUUGACGGAGAGUCUGUUUUAAUGUCACUGUGCAAAAUUAAAUUUCCGAGCGUCAUGAAAAACAAAAACUAGAGUCCAGUAUAAAGCUGCUGCAAGGAGCUUUAGGUCUGUGUCAGUUUUGGCACCCCCUGUGGACAAAGCAGGAUCUGCUCAUCCAUCGUCCAUGAGACAAUUUCCCAUCAUUCAUUGUGGGUGUAUAUGGUGGAAAUUGUAAAACCAGGAUAGGAUAUACGGAGAGAGAGCGCAAUCAAAAUGAAUUUCUGAAAACUUUUAAAGACAAGGUAGUUUCUUUCAGGUUUAAACAGUGCCCCCUUCAGGUCAUUACGAAGAUGAAAUCAAAACUCUAACUUGUCAUGAGAAACCAGGAAGUGGGUCUGUAUCAAAGUUGUAAACCCACUCAAAGAAAAUACUAUCUUUUUAGUCUUAUGCAGACUAUAGCUACGUUCACACUGCAGGUUAUGAUGCACAAUUCAGAUUUUUUGUUAAAUCUGAUAUUUUUGUGUGGUCGUUCACAUUACAACAACGAAUGCGGAAUGCAUCCGUGAAGUGACCCGCAUGCGCACAAAGCACAAAUUGCUUUCCACGCCCGUUUGUGUCGUCGAACAAUGGUGACGUUUGUCACAUAUUGAUGACGUAUAGGUUGGAUGAUGCAACCUGAGCGUCCACACUGCAGUCACAUUGGAUACAUAUCUGAUUUAUAUCCACAUACAAAAGAGGCCUGGGUCGGAUUUGAAAAAAUCUGAAUUGCACUGUUCACAAAAAAUGCUAGACAACAUUAAUAUCGCUGCGAAUGUCAUAGUCCAGAAACAGGAAUAUAAGAUCAGAAAGUUGAGCUUUUUUUAUGUUUUUUUUUUCCUGCUGGUAUUUACACUCUCCUUUCUGUGUGUCGUCUCUUUUCAGAUACUCCAUUGAUCGGCACACGGAUCUCGAGAGGCUGUUCAACAUCGAUUCUGUAAAUGGCACCAUCACAACACUGAAAGCGCUGGACAGAGAAAUGUCCAAAUGGCACAACAUCUCUGUGGUUGCCACUGAAAUAAGUGAGUUCUGUUGCUCCGUCUUCAAUACAUUUGCAUUUAGUUGACCUUCUUUGACUUCUUGUGCUAAAUUAGGAAGCGGUGGUGGUUCUUUCACUGGUUGAGGAAUCAGUCAUACUAGCUUGUUUUUAAUCUCGUCAUUCCAGAUAACCCCCGUCAGACGACCCGAGUGCCUGUAUUCAUCAAGGUGUUGGACGUCAACGACAACGCCCCUGAGUUUGCCAUGUCCUACGACACAUUUGUUUGUGAGAAUGUCAAAGCUGGACAGGUAAUAAAAUCUUAAUCUUAAGAUUGUUUUCUUGACUUGGUACCAUUUUCUGUUUGUUUCAGACGAGUUUUCCAAAGCUGCCACACAGUAACACCUUAUUUUCCACAUCUCUACUGAGAGCGCAGCAGAAAAAAAGUUGCUCGAUAUCAACAUUAUGACAGAAUCCUUGUGGUUAAACUUUUCUGUUUAGCGGGGCUACAAGAUAAAGUAAUUGGCUUGUCAUUUUUAAUGCUCACAAAUUCAUUCGCAAAUGCAUCUGCAAAGUGAUGCUGCACACCAUGCAAAACAAAGUUAAGAGCAUUAAUGUGCGAUGAGCAGACUCACUCUGGCAGCUGACUUUGGCAACUUUCUGUCAAAGUGGGAUUACAACCCCGAGAGGAUCCAUCACAAUGAAAUUGAUAUGUGUGCGCGGGGGGGACGUUGAUCCAGCAGAAUAUAUGAAUACAUAUAUGCAUUUAACUGAAAUAACCUUGAAGUGUGUAAAGCAUGCAGUCGUUGUGGGGACGCGGUCUUUGGAAAGCGAUUCCGGGGGAACAUAUUUUUCAGUGUUAUUGGGCAAAGAGCCAAACAGGAGUUGGCAGUAAACAAGGAGGGAGCCGAGGGAGGAGUUUGACGCCGGUCACUUCCUGACAUGUACAGGGGUAGGUGACCCACGAUGCUCGUGAAGCAUGCUGCAUACUGAUAGGUGUGUGUUUGGGGGAAAGCCUCUGGACUUUGAGGAGACAGUGAAUCCCGUAAUUAGAGUUGGGCGGUAUGAACAAAAUCUUACAUCACAGUAUGAGUAAUUUCAUAUCCCAGUAACAGUAUAUAUCACAGUAUAUUUUUCCCCCCCUGUAGAUUCAGUUAAUGUCUUAAAAAUAACCAUACUGUCACAUUUGUUCUUUUUUUUUUUUUCAUUUUUAAAUUUGGGUUUGUAAACAAAUGUAAACAAAAUGUCAGACCAGUCUGGAAUUGGACAUAUGGCGUACCUUUGGCGAAAGACUCUGCCAAGCUCUUUAGUUUUUGGUGCAGCAGGUGCGUCACGCGUCUUUUGGCGCUCAUGAUAGAGCUUGGCGUGUUUCAUCUUUAGAUGGUUUAAGAGGUUGUUGGUGUUUCGUCCUCCAGCAACGACAGCAACACGACACUCUUUAUAAAGAAUUGUUUUUUGAUCGUUGUCGGAUCGUCUAAAUACCAAGAACUGAUGUCGGGACUCGCGCUCUUUUUCAAAUUCCUCCUUCUCUUCCUCCUCUUGGGUGGGUCGGGCUCCCUCCAUUUGCUCAGUACCGCCACUAAUCUCCGCGUCCGCCAUGACCACCACCAGUGAAGCUGUUUCUUCCUCGUCGAAACUAUGCCAAGCUGUCUGCUGGACACGCUGGUGAUUAUAGGGAGCGCACCCAAACCUGACCAAUCAAACGGAGAAAACAAACUGCACGACACGCUGGUGAAUAUACAGUAACGCACCCAAAUGGACGCGCUCUGGCUCUCCUGUUAGUUAGCACAGACAUCUGCUCUCUCUCUGGUAUAAAUGAUACAGCAAAAUUUCUACCGUUAGACAUUUUUACACCGUCACAUAUAUACUGUCAUACCGCCCAACACUACCCCUCACUAAUUGUAGAUUAAUUUGAGUUUCUUCUCAGCGACGGGCGACUUUUGCUUGGAAAGUCAGCGAGCUAUGACGCCUAAAACGUGGACGUUUUGACUGUAUUCAUCAAUCUUCAUGCAUUCAUGAUAAGACACUUUCACAGCCGACUCUCUGUGAAGCCAAAUGAAAAGCUGGAAUGUGUUUUUCUGAUCCUUUGCUCUGUUUUCUCGGCAGCUGAUUCAGACAAUAAGUGCUGUUGACACAGAUGAACCCCUCCUUGGACACAAGUUUGUCUUUAGUAUAAGUGCCACCAACCCGAACUUCACCAUUGUUGACAGGGAAGGUAAGAUAAGCCGAUUUGCAUUUUUAUUGGAAAACCAAAUGAAAGUGCUUGGCUGUGUACUUUAAAGUUAAACUUUAAAGUUGUACGUUGGGGAAUGAGUGAAAUGGGGUUUCUUAUAAUGAAAAUCUUAAGGGCUGUCACUUCAAAUACAGGCCAGAAAAUCAUAAAUUGGAACCGAUUAUAUAAAAUAUAUUUGGCGUGGAAAUACAUUUCCAUUGUGGGGUUGCCGUCUUUUGAUUGACUUCUUGAAAAGCAUUUUUAUACCUCUGGAGGUGUUUGACAAAAUUUCAUUUUCUGAAGAGCCAUUGUCAAAACACGGCUGUCAGGCACUCAUCCCACAGCUAUCCUGCAUUGUAGAACAGAUUUUGGUUUGUCUGUCACAGACAAAAUAUCCUUCAAUGGAAUAAAGAGUCUUUGAGGGAGAAAGGAGAAAUGCUGUAGACGUUUAGCAUACUGGCAUUUAAGGAGCAGUCUGUAAGAUUUUACCACAUUUGGUUGAAUAGACUUGGAAGAAGAUGUAGAUAGUUUGCACAAGUAUUAGAUGAUGCAGAAGUCCUCUUGGCUCACUAUUUAACGUCAUCUUUGUGUUUCUACUGUAGUUUUUGCAUGUUGUGAAGAGCUGGGUUUAAUUAAUCAGCUUUUAAAGUGAUAAAGAAAGUGUUUUUUUGUUCACAAAAUGUUGUAUCAAUGACGUUUUUGAUGUCGAUUCUGACUGAAGAUGUUGUUAAAUGUUCCUGUUUCUACUCCCUGUACCUUUAAAAGUCAAGCGUGUUGAUAUCUUCUCACUUACAUGUCCUCCAGAAUAUCUGAUUUAAGUUUAAAAAUGAUCUGGUACCUCUGCGGACAAAAAUGAGGGUUUUUCUGGCGUUGGACACGCUCAUCUCUUUAAAAAGAAUCCUGUAAAAUUCAGAUCAAGUGUCUGGGGUCAGUCUCUCUCUCCUCCUGACCCUCUGAUAAAAUCAAACAUGUUUAAUUUGAGCGGAGGUUAUUGGUCUUGUCCGGCACUUUGAGUGGAAGAAAAUGAGAGCUGGUGCUCCCUGACUCAUGAGUUGGUCUAUUCUGUGGCUAGUAUCAGUACAUCAGUGGUAUUACAUUAUAAAUAUCUACAUUUAAUGAGAUACCGGAAGAUAUUGCAGAUAUUAAUAACAUAGAUUUAUUAAAAACUACCUCAGUGGGUUACAUAAACAAACCCCCGCUGCUUCUCCUGCUUUCAUCCUGAUCCAACACUCGAGCGAGUUGGGAGUUCAUAUUUGAUGAUUAUGGACAUAUAUUCAGCACAUAGACAUGCCUGUGGGAAGAUGCAUGUGUUACUCAGUACACCAUGAGUAACACUAUAGUACUGCGACUCAUAAAUAUCAACUGGAACUGCAUGGAGAGGACAGGAAAGGUGGGAAGUAGUCCCAGUUUGGUGAAAGAGUCUCAAAACGCCAAGUCUUGGACACCUGAAGACAAGCUUUCCAUGAAGUUCUGAUCUGUGAGAACUCGUAUUUCAGCUCUUUUCAGUCUCUGCGUGAGGCGAACUUCUGUGGCUGCUUUUCCAGUGAGAUACAGCUUCAGGGUGUUACUUUUUACACAGCUGUGUCGUCAUGAAAUGACCCGAAAGUUACACCUCUUGCACAGAACACCUGUGAUACGUCGUUAAUGCCCAUGUUUACUCCUAUCACAUGUUAGAUGGUGUUACAUUAGCAGCUGUCGUCUUGGAAACAUCUAAAUAGGGCUGGGCGAUAUGGCCUCAAAUCAAUAUCACGAUACAUUGAUCAGUUCACCUUGAUAACGCUAAAUGGACGAUAACUACUCCACAAGCUGCUCACCCCCUCCCACGUUAACUUUGUCUACUUCAGCCGCUACAACUUUCGAACCGUCCUCCAUCUCCUCUCCUGUCUUUCCCUCCUUGUUACGGACUGGAUGGGGUGGAGUCACGCCUCUGAUGUAUGACCCAAAACCAACCUUUAUUUGUUUAUUUUGACACCUAAUAUACUGAUAUGGGCAAAAUGACGUUAGUUAUUAAAUUUAAGUAUCUGUCAAUUUUUGGUUUAUCACCCAGCCCUACAUCAAAAUGUUCCAGGGAUUUUCUCGUACCUUCUUCUUUUAGACAAAAAAAAAAAAAACAGUUGUGACUUUCCAUCAGAACCAAAAAAAUGAAAGAUUGGCAGCUUCUCAAGACAAAGUAGUCUUCUCUAAAGGUGGCGUACUGGAGCGCACCAGCCCUCUUAAAACAUCGGUCCAAGCCUUUGCAGAUAGUGACGAUCCAGGACAUGAACGCCACAUGCUCUCAUUAAAUGUAAUAUGAAAAUCAAAGACAUAAUAAAGAGGAAAAGCUCUCUAGUAAAAUGCAAGCCUGAAAUGCUGGCCAAGAUUAGCCAAACCACCGCACAUUCAUAGACAAAAUACGCUUCAAUUUUUGUCAAAUUGUGUCUGAUUUUCAAAAACUUCUACCAAGAGCAAGAUUGGAAAAUAGUUAUCUUGUGAAUCAUGUCAGCUCAAAAUCACCGGUCUUUGCAGAAGCGUCUUGUAAUACGCGAAAAUGUCAAACGCUUCGUUUUCCAAAGUCUCGUGCAGCGUGCGUGCAGAUCUUCAGCCAAAGUCACAAUGUACAGCACUGCAGCACAGACUCUGAAGGGGACACUGGGAAGUCAACUCUUAAUGGAAUUUCAACAAACAAAUUUUGGACUUUAAUUAGUUUUGCGAGAGAGCGUGGCCGUGCAUAACCACCAGGCCUGUGUUCUUUUAGAGGGAAAACGACUAUAUGAUUACUAAUGAAGCCGUGUUUGAGUUUGAUGUUAAAGACCUGAACAGCAGAGGUGGUUGUUAGCAAACUUUAGUCUUUUAGUACUAAUUAAACACCUUCACUGAGGACUUUUGAAAGACCUUGUCGAGUUAAGGGUUUUACCAGCUGUCAGUCAGAAGAUUGAGAUUUAAAGGAGAUCGCUGACACGUUUUUCCCCGUCUCCGUCUCUCCACAGAUAACACGGCCAAUAUCCUGACACGGAGGGGGGGUUUCAGCCGGCGCGAGAUGAGCAUGUACUUCCUGCCUGUAGUGAUCUCAGACAAUGACUACCCCAUCCAGAGCAGCACCAGCACGCUGAUCAUCCGCGUGUGUGCCUGUGACAGCCGUGGAAACAUGCAGUCCUGCAACCCCGAGGUCCUGCCCUUUUCAGAUGGUCUCACAACCGGAGCUCUGGUGGCCAUACUGCUCUGUGUCAUUAUCCUCCUCAGUAAGUCCUCUCUCUCUCUCUCCUGCAUGAGCUCGUGUACGUGUGUGCAUGAGUGUGUUACAAGGAUUUUUCGGCUUGUUCUCUACGAUCCUAAUUUCACCUGAAAAGCGAGGUCAAUUUUUUAACGUAGCUCACGAUCAGAAACCACAAGCCGCCUUCAAAGUGUUUCUAUAUCUGUGAAGUAAGGUUGAUACAUAACGCACAAAACAUGUAACAUUAGCAGUCCAGUCAGGUCUUGCUUUUAUAAACUCCCCGCCGCAGACAUUUCAGGCUGCUGAAGUCAAUAACGUGGCCCAGAGUGAGUUGUUUUGCUCAAGUAUGUGCUGCUGAGAGCACACAAAACUAGUGAAUAUCUCUGAUAUAACAAGGUCCAUCAUCACAAACAGGGCACUGAGUGAAACCUUGGAGUCCCAUCUCAGUGCAAUCAAUAAGAUGUUUCUGAAAAUGUGCAAUUCAGCCAGCAGUGCCUACUCCAGCGAGCGAGCAGAGGUCUGGCAUUGGUCUGUAUUAAAUCCAUCAGUGUGACGUUAAUUGUUAACAGAGAAAUAUGUUUUCUUUAAAUGGUGCUAUCUUGUAGAAAAAAAAAAUUACAUUUUGAUGAUAAAGGCCACUUCACAGAGUCGUGCUCUGCAAUUAUGUGAUAAAACAGCAUCAAACUGAAGUGCUGUUUGCCUUGAAAUAAUGUCGAAAUGGGGUGAUAACAGAAAAUGUAUUUUUUAUAUAUUUUAUAAGUGAUGAAAAUGACAAAUGGUUGGAUCUAUUGUGACGAGUAAAAAUGAGUUAUAGAAGCGUUUUAACUUUGUGGUUAAGAUCAGAAAAACAUGUAGAGAAAGGCACGAUGGCGAAGAAGACUUCAGUACAACUGUCGUCAAGAUCAUGUAAAUUACAAUUUAGAUUAAAGUCUGAUUUUAUACGUUGAAAUGUCAUUGCAGGAAGUAGGACUGUCCCGAUGCAAUUUUUUUACUUCCACUAUUGUAGCCUUCAGUAUUUAUCCAAUAUUGGCCAAAACUUGUGCAUGACAAGUUUUUCACUUACUGCCACGUCUUUUUCGGACUUUAACAAAAAAAUAUUGCCACAUGGCCGAUAUCACUCCUACUCCUUGCUACUUUGUUCGUACCAAAGUACACACUGUUGUUGUGAUCACAUGGGCGCCACAUGGUGGAGCUGGAGUGGAGUCUGGAAUGGACUGCUUGUAUCAGAGAUUUUAGAUGCAGGCCGAUAUAAUCCGAUUUUUGUUUUUUGGCUGAAACCUGUCUCAACCGUUUACAGCUUGUUCAAAAUGCCGCAGCUCGUGUUUUAUCUAGUCGCCGUAAAUAUGACCACAUUUCCCUAAUUUGAGCCUCUCUUCACUGACUUUGUGUGUGUUUUAGGAUUGAUUUUAAAAUUUUAUUAACUUGUAAAUCUUUAAACGGUCUUGCUUCUUUUUAUCUCUCUGACCUUUUUAAACCCUAUAUUUCAUCUGGGACUCUCAGAUCCUCUGACUAGCGCCUUCUGACUGUCCCUAGGUCAAGGUUAAAGUUCAGGGCUUUUUCCGUUGCUGCACCUAAACUCUGGACGCUCUUCCCCUUCAUCUCUGACUGUCCCCCUCACUGCCUGUUUUUAAAUCAAAGUUGAAAACGCACUUUUACUCCCUGGCUUUUAACUCCUGAGAACUUGGCCUUUUAAUCCUGUUUUUACUGAACCAUCUCUGUCCCCCUGUUUUUAAUGUGUUCCUUUAUCUUUGUUUUAUUGUUCAUGUUAAUUGUCUUAUUCUUUUUAUUUUGUUUUUAAUUUGACUGUACAGCACUCUGGUCAGCUCUUUGUUGUUUUUAAAUGUGCUUUAUAAAUAAACCUGAAUUGGAUUGAAUUGGAUAUCAGACCGAUACCCGAUAUCAAUAUCUUAUCAGGACACCCCUGAUAAGAUUUAUCUCAGAAUUGUUGCAUACUGUAUUUAAACAGUUUGGACAUGCAGCUCCUUGGCUUUGCAAGAAAAAAUAAACUCCUCAUAUCGCAUAAUUCGCACUACUCUGAUGUAGUGAUAGAGCUUUAAUACAUCUAAUAAAAUAAAGAUUACAAAGUACAUUUAAUUAAAUCAAUUUGAUUUCCAAAUUAAGACCGUAAUAAGAUUUAUCUUGUGAUGCUAAUAUUGACAGUAUUUGAUUAAAGCUCCUCUGAAGGUUUUUCAACUUUAAUGAAAUAGACUGAAACUCAAUUUAAUAUAUUUUAAUAAUGGUAGACAGGAGCAACAGCAACAUGACAGAUGAUUAUCAUACAGUAAAUUUUUAAGCCUGAAACAUCCCUGCUUCUGGAAUUUACUCAUAAAAACAGCAAAAUAAACAAACAACAUAUUUAACAGUGAGACUUCUUGUCAAGAGCAGAAUAAACAAACCAAAAGUUCCUUAUUGGAGCUUUAAAUAUGUGAUUAAAAAAGAAAAUCCGACACGUUAAGAUUAAACUCGUCGUGUUGGGUUGCCAAAUCUAAAAUACCGAAUAAACUUUUCCAGCAGAGUUUACACAACCCGUGCAAAGAGUUCAAUUAGGUUUACUUUUAUUUUGUAAGUGAUCACUGGUAAUUAAAUCAGGCCAGUUGAUUUGCAUGCACUGUUAAUUACAUUUCUCCCUCCGAAAAUUUUACAGACCGGGGUUUUAAACUCGGCUCAUUAGCAGAUUUAUCCACUCAUGGAAACACUCGGUGUGUUUCAAAGGUAAAGUAGGUCGCGCGUUACUUUCCUGACACUCUGAAGCACCACUUUAGCCCUCCUCCUGAUCUAAUGUAACAGCGUACACGCCACAACAGCAACAGCGCCGAUCACUUUACUCCAGGAAAAAAAAAGCAGAAAUGUGCCGCGCUCAUGGUCAAAAGUGCAUCAAUAAGUAAUGGGCUUCAACUGCCAUUGAACCUCACCUUGCUUGGCCAAGCGUAGUGACGAGCAUCAUGGCUCAGCAGACACUGUGAAUGUCGAAUGAGGGGAAACGCCAUUAAAAUAUUUAACAAAAUGGUCCUCGGGAAACUGUGCAUGCACCCGUGAGUGUGUGUGUGUGUGCCGUCUGCUAUACCGACCUCUUAGUGUUUCACCGCGCCGGGUAGGAACUCACUUACAGUCACGAACUCUAGUUUUGAAGUUUGGUUCCUAUUUGAUCCGCCCUGACUAACCUUGUGAUACAAGCGCAUUAGUAUUGAUCAGCCUCCUUCCAUCUGCUUGUUUUGACUCCAAUUUUGAAAUCUGCGUCUGAUGUUGGGCAGAUCCCUCCCUCACGUAUCGGGUGCACUGAAGGUUAAACACCGAGCUCUCCUCUUGAGCAAAAUAUCAUGACAUCUGCUCAUUAUCCGUCGCUUUUUCGCGCUUGAACCCCCCCCCCCCCCCCCCCCUCGGCAGACUGUCUCAUUCACCUCCGCUUGACUCCGACAGGCAGCCGCUGAGCUGGAUCACUUUUCCCCUAUCUGGGGCUCUUCAUCGCAGCCGUCCGCGCUGUCUAAAAUCACGGCACCGGUCAGUUGCAAAUGUCUAUAAUGAACGUUAUAAACAGACACUCACACCCUCCAUCGAAGCCGCGUUGAAGGUAUUGUAAUUAACACCCAGGUGGGGGCAAGUAGACAACUAUAGGACCUGCUGGCAGGACAAAAAAGGAAAGGAGGGGAAGGAGAGGAGAGGAGUGCAGGUGAGGCGGGAAUUUAACUCGAAUGAAACGGGCUGUUGCUUCUCUGUCUUUUAGGAUGUUUUUUUACACCUAAAAGUCCUGAUCAGGUCCGUGUUUUUGUCAAGUUGUCUACAUUUGGUUUGGUCUGUAAAGGUUUGACACCAUGAUGAUCCUACGUGAUAUCGUCAUCAACUACGUCCUCAGUGUGUCUCUGUAGUUUACAUCGAUCGGUCGUUUGGCCGGUGGAGAUCUGACGUCAACACGUUAAAUUACACGAGUCUUGAAAUCGUCAUAUUAUUGUUGAUUUUAAACUACCAACAGCAACAACUUGAUAAGCUGGACAUGAGGCUGGCCCAAGUUCGAUCUAUCAAGUGACGAUAACGUGAUUGAAGUCGACAGGAAAGGAGAAGAAAGUAUGUAAUAAUGCGAGUCACUGCUACACCUUCACCACAAAACUAUUAAAAAUAUAAACUAUCAAUCGUAAGGUUUAACUUUAUCGCCAAUAUUAUAAUUUCCCAUUCUCCAUUCAACAUAUUGGACAAUUUUACCCCUUGUAUCAUUUCCUGUUUUUGGUAUGAAACUUUGACUUUGAACCUUUCCAACAGCUUUCACACUGGGCAUGAACCAGACCGUGGUUUAGUUUGGUCUGAACUGAGACUCCCUCAUUUGGUCGGAUCAACGUCCACUGGAGUUUUUCCACCAAUCAUUUUGGUUUGGACCAAACAACGUAGGUGAGAAAGCCCUCUAAAAUAAUCACUUCAAUCUGCAAGAGUUAUCAAACUAUAUCAAAGUCUUAUGAGACCAACCAUCUAUGGCAUUGUUUAAGGUUUCUAUUAAUCAAACUUCCUCUUGAGACCUCAAGCUUGGACCUUCAUUAUGUGCCUCACUGUAGCUCCUCGGCUGUUUAAGCACAGCUUUGUUGUUGUUUGCAGGGAAAACAUUUGUGGACCCAAGCCCUGAGGAUGGACUGUGACUGUCUUUUGGUUUGUAAAAACCGGGUUCCCACAGUUGGUGAUUUUACCAACAGCUGUCUCGCAUUGGCGAGGCGAGUUCAGCUCUGCAAACGUGUAAAACAGAGCUAUGAAUUAGGAAUGUGCCACCCUUGUGAGGGUACAAAAUGAGAGGUCUCCCCAGGCAGAAAGUGUAGUUUAGUGUCAGCUGGAGUAGAUCAGAGCGGAUAGAAAAGAAAGAACAGAGACCAGCGUCUGUUGUGUGCCCUACAGUCUUGACUCGACCGGUGACGAUCUACUGGAAACUGCAGCUUUUGAAUGUUAUGCUUAUGAGAUAGGAGAGAAGGUGAUGGACGAGCAAAUCAAUAUGGGUCUAGGGAUGGAGAUUGAGGUGGAGAAACAAUUGAAAAUGCUCAUGUACGCAUGCCAGACCAGUAGGUGGCGAUGAUGCCAAAUCAGACUUAAGAUCAGGUGCAUAUUGAAUAUUUUCUUGAGUCGGUUGUGACUGAUUUUGGUGUCCCAAUGAACACAGACUCUCCAUGUUCAUAUAGUUAAGAAGACAAAACAGUUAAAACGUCAGAAUAACAAAGAAAAAUAGAUUCAAAUAUAUCAUAUGAAACUUAAAUCAUUAUUAGAAUUAGAGCCCAAACCAUAACAGCGAUAAAAAUAUGUAAAUGGUUUGGUCUACUGCAAGUAAACCCCGUUGGAAAUUAAUGCUAAGUUCAAACAUUUCAUUGACAGAAGCACAGCAGUCAGCGUUUUCUGACUCAGCAUUCAGGGACCAUGUUGGGAUGAAUAUUUCAGAUGAUGACUUUUCAAACACACACUCAGAGGCUGUGCUAUGCUGACCCGUACUUCACCAUUACUGUGCAGAUGAGGGUCAAAAUGUUACCAUGACCGCCCACGAGCCUCAAGAAAAGGUCUAAACAGCGAAAUGAGCUCGUUCUGAUCUAAAGGGUUUACGAGAACACGCUGAUAUGGAUGCAUACAGCGACUCUAAACCUUGACAUUUCUACUAUUUCAAGCAGAAUUUUCUACAGGCUUUAGAAAACUUGUUACGACACAGUGCCACUCUCUGGAAACUUGCCCACUCUGCAGUCUUUCAUUUUCUCCUGCUGAAGGGGGGUGAGGUAUGAGGAUCCCCUCACCUCCGUGUGUUUCAUACAGUGAGGAGAGAGAAAGCUUUUUCACUGAAUCUUUAAUAAUAGGAGGAGAACGCCUGCGGCAGUAUCGGGGAUUUAUCAUUGGUAGCAAAUGUGUCUCCCCUCUGCGCUUUCACUCCCCUGUGCUCUUUAAUGCGUGACACAUGUUAGGAGGCACACGUCUUACGCUGAGCUUUCUCUCUGUGUGUUUCCUGCUGUUUUUUUUGUGUAGUGAUCGUGGUGCUGUUUGCUGCCCUGAGGAGACAGAGGAAGAAGGAGCCUCUGAUCAUCUCCAAAGAGGAUGUCAGAGACAACGUCGUCAGCUACAACGAUGAAGGCGGCGGAGAGGAGGACACGCAGGCCUUUGAUAUCGGCACGCUGCGAAACCCGGAGGUGAUGGACGCUAACAAGCUACGGAGGGACAUCAUACCCGAAAUGCUGUUUCCCUUUCGGAGGACAUCACCUAUUAAGGAUAACACGGACGUCAGAGACUUCAUUAACGGAAGGCUUCAGGAGAACGAUUCAGACCCCACAGCGCCCCCCUAUGACUCCCUGGCCACGUACGCUUAUGAGGGCAGCGGGUCUCUGGCAGAAUCGCUCAGCUCUCUGGAGUCUGCCGCCACUGAGGGCGACCAUGACUACGAUUACCUCAGCAACUGGGGACCACAGUUCAAGAAGCUGGCGGAGAUGUACAUAGGGAAAAGCCCGGACAGAGAGACCUAGCUAGAGCCAUGAGUCUCCUUUUUCAAACCCAUUUUUUCUGUCUGUUUUUCUCGCUAGCUAGCUAGCCAGACAGCUAUGUGUCUAGUUAGUUAGCUAGCCAGCUAGUUAACUGUCUGUCUACCUAUCUAUCAAGCUAUCUAUCUGUUUAUCUGUCUAGUUUGCUAGCUAGCUCGCUAGUUAACUAGUGGUCUAUUUGAUUCACAAACACAAAUUCCUGCAAUCCCGCCGUGGACGCCGAAUUAAACGGAAAUUAAGACUUGAACUGAAUUCUCCCGUUGAAGGAGACGCAGUAUGAUUCUCAAAGUUUCACCGUUUUUUGGUCAUAAUCAGUAAAGAUGCCUUUGAAUUUUAGGAUUUUUUGUGAACAAUGGUGUGGACAAUGUGUUUUGUAAUGAGCGAUAGUAGUAUUGUAUACUAUCAAUGUUUAAUGGCUCUGGAGUGGGUCGGGGUGGGGGUGUCGGGACGGAGUCGAGUGGUUUUUGCAGCCACCUCCAUUGAUAACUGUAAAUGUACAGAGUGUUUUUAAUGAUGGACAUCCUAUAUACUAUUUGCUAUCUUUGUUCGACAAGCAAUGUUCAUGUGAGUGGUUGGUGCAGUUUAUUUGUCAAACUGUGAAUUCAUUUCAUCAUAUAGGUGUAAAAUGUACUGGAAAGUGUAUGUUGUAGGCAAAACUGUCAUACACUGAUUUCAUGCUGUUUGAAUGCUGAGUCAUAUUGUUUUAUAUUUAUAUUUUUAUACUUAUUUUCUUAAUAAAAUGCCGUGAAAAAGAAGAAGACAU
This is a messenger RNA of Xyrichtys novacula (pearly razorfish), 50550 nucleotides long. NCBI's taxonomy places the organism in Eukaryota, Metazoa, Chordata, Actinopteri, Labriformes, Labridae. The record is from the annotation of a GenBank genome assembly.